CCCUUCGCCCAGUUACUAGCUUGUGUCCCUCUCGUCUCUUCCUCUCUCUGUCAGCUCAGUUAGUUUAGCACUGGGCUAGUACGGAGAGACGAGGGCUGCUCCCUUUCGCCUCGGCUCAGUCUGCUCUCAGCACAACCAAACACCAUACAUUCCUCACCAUGGCUGCCACGGACGUUGACGUCUUUUCGGUAAGUAAAAAAAAAACGCAUUCUCCCUCCUGCUCGGUGGAAACACUCGGUUGGGAUUACUUUAAGUGUGUUUGUGUGUUAGCUGCCGUGUGUUUGUAUGAAGCUAAAAGCCUCCCCCGCGUUUGAAGCCUUGGUAAUGUGAGGCUUUUACCGAGAUGGUGGAAGUGAUUUCUGCCAUGGUGACUGUUUAUAAUCCCAGUUUAACACAAAUUAAAGACAACUAUUCGCUUAUUUUAUUCACUAUUUGAACGUCGUGACUCUAAAAAUCGCGUCUCUCACUGACGGUUGGGGUGUAACGUUUGGCAUUAUUCAAACGUUUGCUGCUGCUGCCGUUAAAAAGAAGUGGUUUAAACAAAAACAGAUAACAUGUUUAAAAAAUGAAAACGGUUGGUGUUUUAAUUCAUCGCAUGUUGCAUUUUAAAGUGUAGAAAAAUUGUGAAAAUGUGGCAGAUUUUAAUACUUAAAAGUAGGGUUUCCUUGUGAGUCACUAUUGUGCUCAUUGACACACGUUAAGACCCUACCUCUGGUGCUAAAGGUCUCUGUUGUAUUAAACUACUACACCCCACUGUGGGUAUAUAAUUAUUUUAAUAUGAAUCUCAUAUUCAUUGGUGCAAAAUGAGUCUUUUUGUUCACUUUCUGUCUCUAUGAGUGACAUUUAUAUCUCAGUUUACCAUCCAGAUGCUGCUGACAAGCUGCAUUGCUGCUGGCCUGUGUGUCUCCUUUGCAACAUCACAUCAGUAGUAGGAUGGGCGUAAUAAUAUCACAUGAUAACUGGAAUGUAUCCUGCUUUAUUUUCAUAGUGACAAGCCCUGCCAUUCAGGUAUGCUGAUGCAACACCGGGUUCUAAGGAAAUGGCAAUGAUAUGCAGAGGAAUAGUGAGCUUCUUAUGUCACGAAUUCCAAUAUUGCGGCGAGGAGGCGAAUGCACAAGAGAGGAUUUCAAAAGGGUGAUUAACUUUUUUUGGCAGAUGCUUGAAGAGAUUCUCACUCUGAUGAAUUGGACAGUAAGCAGCAAAGAGUUGCAGGGAUAAAGAGAUUAAGAACACACUCCGGGCCACUCCUAGCACUUACUGGUGCAACACAUGUCUGCUAAGAAAGGAAAGGGGGGUUAGUCAGUGUAUUGCACACCGGGCGUUUCUUAAAUUAGGAAUGAGUCCAAGACUCGGGUGCAGGUUGCAGAGGGGCUAAGUGUCUCUCUCUCUCUCCGAAUACAAAAAGUGGAGCAUCGAUUAAUGAGAAAAAUGCUGAGAUUGCAGUGUAACAGGCUGGUGGAAUGAGCAGCAGCACAGUUGCCUGACUGGCUGACUUCCUGUCUAACUUUGGGAACAAAGUGAGACCAUAUUGAACAAACUGACACGCUCGCCUGGCAGUUUGCGUAGAGGGCAUGCUUGUUAAUUAUGCGCAGCUAUCGAUAGGGAUGUGAAGUAGGCCCGUGUCAAUCUAGUUUUGCUUAGGGUUAGCUUUCUAGGCCAGAGAGACACACUGGGCGAUCAAUCGAGCUGACUGCCCCAGCUAUUGUUUUCAGCCAUUGAUUGUAUUAGACUGUGUAGCUUAUAAAUGAAAACAAUGUUGUUUAUGUAGAUGGUUAUGUAAUGAAAUGCCUUGUGACAUAUUAGGCAUGUACAGUGCUUACUGACCCUACACAGCAUUGUUCCUCCCGGGAGGUCUGCAUGCAUAACAUUAGAGUUGCUUCAUAACUGCUUCAAGGCAAAAGGCAAAGCAAGUAGCCUGCACUUAAUUAUUGCCUUUUUCUUGUGAAGUAUUAUGUUAAUAUAUUUUCUGAAUGCUUUGGUUACAGAUUUUCUUUUUAAUUUAAUUUUAAACACAUUCAAAACAUUCAAACAAAUUCAGUCAGUCUUCAGUAGUGAUGGGCACGGCAGUUCUUGUACUGAAUCACUAGAAUCAGUUCAGUAAAAAGAUUUGUUCAAUAGAUUCAUUCAUUGAAUCACCGAAUCAUUCAGUGCUUGGUGGGAGAAGCCUGUGAUUCUGACCUCCUGAACCGAUACACAGCUGAACGGUUCAGGAUUCAGUUCAGAUCAUAGCUACGAGGACAAGAGUGUUUGGCUGUGUUGAACGUUUAGAAGAGUUUACACUGAACAUGCACUGUUCCCUCGCAAACCGCUGCAAUGAUAGGAUGCUGCAGGUUUUAUGCACUACUUGUUACAUGCUGUGUCCUAUUGUAUGCAAGUUGUUGUGGUGACAAUUUAGCAGUGAAAAAUAAAAAAAAGUUAGUUUUGUCUAGGGAUGGGAAUUGAUACGAUUUUAUCGACAUCGUUACCAUUAAAGAUUCUGCUUAUCAAUUCAAUUCUUUAAUGAUUCUCUUAUCAAUGCCUUUCUUUGAUUUAAAAAAAAAGUAGACUACAGGUUUUCAAUGGUAACUCAAAAUUUUAUUGAGUCUUUGAUAACAGAAAAAGAUGUAAGCCACCUUCGGGGAGAGUCUAAAAAUAAUCAGUCAUGUAGACUUCCUGUCGCCAGCAUGAAUAAUCCUCGUCUUUGCUUUCGGUUAAAGAAAGGAAGAAAAAAAAUGCUUGUUUCAUGGUUUUUAUUAAACAUUAAUAUCAUAGGAUCAUGUAAAGACCAUCUCCCUUCAAGCCGCUGCAGUCUGCAUUGCCUUUUCCAUGUAGUUCAGCUGUAUGUUGCUCAGGUCAGAUCUCAGGUCAAGCGUACAGACUGUUGUGCAUCAUCAGGGAUAUAUGCUGUGCAGAGAACAUACAGGCCCGAGCUGCCCAGAGGCAUGAAGCAUGUCAGAUCCAGUGUUGUAGAUAAAUAAUGACAGCUGAGCCGCAGCCUCUGUACUGCUGAUGAGUCAAUAUCCGUCUAUAGAAUGUGUCAGAGUUUCUCAAGGAUUUGUUUCAAAGCCUCGAUCGUGAUUCUGUGAGAUUAAAAUAGCUUUCCGAGCUCUGUUGGCGAAAGCUGAAUGAAGAUUUAGAGGUGGCCGUGUUUGUUUUGAUGUUGGAAUAACUUUCAGGAUCCUUUCUGACUGAAAUAUGAGGAAGGAAAUCAAUCUUAAAUGUAUAAAGUAGACUUGACAAAAUGGCCUGUAGGUUAGAGAGUGAUCCAUAACCUCAAUACAUUUGCAGCACACAGAACAUCCAUCAGCAGUCAUGUGUCUUCACAGCUGUAAGUGCCCAAUGCCUCAUGUUCUACUGGCUACACAUGUGAUGCACAGGUGAUGGAGCUGCUUUUGUCAGAAGAAACAGGAGAAAAUGUGGGAUUUUCUUUCCAUGCAUCCUCCAAAAUAAAGCAGACAACUUUAAAGUCCCACUCUGAUUGUUUUUUUUUCUACCUGAAGUGUUAUUAGUGGUCUUUAAAUUGUGAUUAUGACAUUUUUAGCCAAAAUCACGUUACCUGUGUCAUUUUCUAGAGCUUUUCUCCUGCUGAGUUCCAGUAGCGCAUCAGCAAUUCGCAAUGCUUUUCUGCACACUCCUCUUCACACUAACUUGCAGCCUAACUGUCUUCGCAUACCAAGUUUGAAUUACAUGUUAAGUCAAUGCAAAGACGGGAUAAGACACUCCUACUACUCUGGCGGUGUGAAUGACGCGAAUUGGGCGUGAGCUGAGAAUGUCUCAACCUGAGUGGAUAUUCGCGUUGCGAUAACUACUCAGCACGAAGGUUGCUGGGUGAUGUAUGAAAACAGAUGGUUGUUCACUGGUAUCUAAAAUGGAGGACAAACUGAUCGUGUGGGUGCCCUGAAUUAUAUGAUACCUUUUCUUUCAAUUACCUAAAUCGGAAUAAAAAGGAGUUCACCCGGAGGCAAGUGAGUGAGGAGGUCGGAUUACCCGGUAAAUUGUUAAAAAAACUUGGUCUAUCACUUGAUCCCAAUGGUUGAAUUGGCAGCGAUUACCGUUAAUGCGCCAACGAAGUGAGCCAAUACAGUUCAUUCACGCAUCUAGAUUUGUGUAAAUUAAGCGAGAAGAUGAUUUUACUCGCGCUCGGUGUGAAUGCUCCAUAACAUUGUCAGUGUUAUAGCAGAAGCAGCUAACAUAGGAGCUAUUCAGCCCUUGGACACUAAUGUCUUUGGGGACAUGAUGUUCCGCGAUCGUCCUCUCUACUUCUCCAAGUCUGGCCUGCAUAGCGGAACUCUGGGGGUGGAGCUUGGAUUUGUGAUGUAGGAAAUCUCAUUGUGUCUGAACCUGCUGUUUGGGUCUGCUAGAGAUUCACAGAGAUUUGAAUACAGAAAUAUUCAGAAAUGCAAUUUUUGCUCUUACUUUUCUCUUGAUAAGUCCUGUAGUGUCAGAAAAAUGCCAUAUGACAAGAAAAACAUGGUUUUCAUUGGAGUAGAGAAAGAGAAUAAAAGACAGUUUGCACAUUCACGAGGUUGGUGUGUCUGUUAAUGCAGAAGCGGAAGAGAAAAAUCCUCUGUUAUUCCCAGUGUGAUGUCCCCUUGAUGUCGUCUCUACUGUAAGCUUUAAAUAACAUAAAUAACUUGUCUUUACGCUGGGACAAGAAUGCUUUUUAUCGCCCUCAUUAGCACGUGUGAAAACUUUUGCAUGCAUGCGUGUGAGAGAGAAAAACUCCCACCGUCUGACCUGAAACAUACUGACAGAUCCCAAGAAAAUAUUUUUUCAGGACAGAUUUUUGUCUUUCUCAGGGAAAACUGUAUUUUUCAAAGAGCCCUGUAGUGAUGAGUGAGCGGUACAUCUGCCUCGUAAAAAUGGUUCCUGUCUGUCCUACGCUGUUUUUUUUUGUCUUUCCUGUUGGGCAUAGAUGAGUGAUGAAGCUCAGCAGUGAUGUGUCUCUCCAAUUUUUGUGUAUGACUGCGAGACUUAAAAAGAGGAGUCAUCCAGAUCUCAAUAGUCAACAUUUUUACCUUCUGAACACCAACGCUUUCACAAGUGGCAGCCAAAGAACAGCUGAAGCAGUACACAAGAGCACAAAUCUGUGGGUGUUUUAAGGGGUUACAAUAUUGGAAAAAAUCCUGACAAAAUCAGUGCAUUUGAUCCCAUUAAAUAUGUAAAAUCCCUCAAUCUGGCUAACAUUGGACACAAAGCACCAGCCGCCCUCUUUAUCCGAGGACUCAAUGUGUGGUGUGCAUUCGACUUGGAGGUUAUCAUCAUGUGGUCUCCUCCUCUCACAGAUGAAAUAUCAAAUUAGUCCCGUAGUGUCUCCUGAAGCACCAGAGCAGAUGUCCAUUAUCAUCACCAAGCUUAUGUUGCCUGCAGUGAGCACACACACGUGACCAUACACACACGUACACACACAACUACCAACAGGAGGCUUUGUUGCUAAUGAUGACUCAUCCCUCUAAAAUCAGCUGAUUAUUUGUCAUACAAGUAUGUUUUUAUUUUGUCAUACACCAGUUGUUGUAGUUUCACAUGUUGGUUUUGUGUAGGUUUUUGUGCUGUGGCCCAGAACUCAAAGGUCUGACACUGUGUAAAAGUCCUGUACGGGUUUCAGAGAAGAAGCAGCAGCCUGCUUGUGAACGAGCUUUAAGCUGAGAUGAUAAAGCACUUUUAAAAAAGCUGAAAUCUGAGGAUUGUUUGUAAAUUUAUCCAAAUGCAACACUGGAGCUUGCAGUUCGAACUAAUGGCCAUGAUAACUUUUUGGGGUGGGAGAAAAAAUCGAUACAGCAUAGUAUCCCGAUAUUUCGUCUGGUGAUAUAUGGUAUCUUCUCAUUUACCAAAUAUCGAUUUUUUUCAAAUUAAGUGCUAAUGUGAAGUCAAAUCUAUGAUAAUGGAAAAAUAAAAUCAACUGUUUGUCCAGUGAAGUUUGCAGAAAUGACAUCAUAGGGAAAGAGAAAGUUAGUACAACAAAUAUAAGGUUUGCAAGAAGUGCUACAUGAAAAUAAAAUACAGUGUAAACAGGACAAAUAUAAAGGAAAGACAAAUGCUAAAUUAGCGAAACAGUUAAAAAAAAGUAUAAAUCAUGAUAUAUGGUAUUGCAAUACUUCAUCAUUUCAAGUAUCGUGAUAAUAUCGUAUUGUGGCCAAAUUAUCGUGAUAAUAUCAUAUUGUGGCCAAAGUAUCAUGAUAAUAUUGUAUCGUAGCCCAAGUAUUGUGAUGAUAUUGUAUGGUGGGGCCACUGGUGAUUCCCACCCCUUAUAACUUUGAGUUAAAAAUUGGAUAUUGUGCCAGCCCUAAUAUGCAUAUGAUUAUAUUGAAGUUUGAAUGCAGUAAAAUAAAAUCAUUGAAUUAAACCAAUGUAUUUCGAGCCGGUUAUUCUAUUGUGGUGGUGCUGUGACAGAAACAGCUCUGUCUCCUUUUAGUCCUCAACUUUGCCUGAGGACAGCCAGGAUGGUGCUGGCGAUGUGUCAAAACCUGCUGUGGUGUGAGCAUGUUGCAAUUUCUGUCAGGGUGAAGGAUUGAAACACAGAGGAUUAUACCGUGGAAAUAAAGGAUAGCAAGAAAACCUGAUAAUUGAGAAGAUGGAUGUUUAUGUAACAACUGGAGUGAGUUAUUUUUACUCAAAGUCGUUGAUAGAUUUAUUCCUUUCUGUAUCUUAUGUAAAAAAACAACAUAGCAUUUCAGGGGAAACCUCCUCGACACAAAGUUCACUUCCACUUUGAGUAAACAUUCGAAGCCUUUUCUAGGGCUCUCCUUCUGUUUCUUACUCGGCACACAGGAGGCCACAGCUGCAGAGAUGUGUGUCUCAGUCCGUCAGGUGGAGACUCACUGAGCCAGACAAGAACUGCAAACACAAGUCAGACACAAGUCAGGUGGGAGGGGAGGCUAGGAGAUGAGAAGGAGUAGAAAGACAGGCAGCAGCAGCAGCUGGAGGAGGAGUUGGAUGGAGUCUGAGGAAGACUGAGAGGGAAAUUCCAGGUCAUAUCAGGACUAUUCGACUUGUGUUUCAUUGGAGCAAUAAGGCUUGAAACAGAUCUUGAUUUUGUCCUCAGUUUUUGUCAGGUUGGAUUUGAGCCAUAGAUUUAUUUCACUUCUGGAAAGUUUUCCACAGGCCUAAUGUUUUUUUUUUUGAUUUAUGAGUCUCCCUGCCUGAUUUCUGAUUUUUUAAAUAACUCUGUCGCUGCGCUAGGUCACGAUAUCAACUAAGGUUCGAAGGAGAGGUUUUUAGGGACAUAUGAUGCAAAGGACUGCGUGAGGUGAAAGUGGCAUGUUUGAUUUGGCUAAGCUCCCAGCAUGGUGGGCAGUUGAAGCAGUAACAGUGGCCGAGACGUAGGAAAUGAAGCAACUUUUUCCUCAGAGGCAUAACAGAAUAAAGUCUCAAAUCAAAUAUACAUUUAGUGGAGCUUCAGCUUUGUAAUCGCAUCACAAGUAGCCUGAAUGCACAGCACCAGAUCCUGAAAGUAAACGAUCUUGUGGAUAUCAAGUCUGUAAAUCAGUAUGAGCUCUUCUCUCUCUGACAUGUGACAAUGCUCUCUGUAAAACAGGCCCAUUUGCUGACAUAAAACACUGUUCCCAUUGGCCGACAACAAACCAGCUUACAUGGGUUGUGCCUCAUUUCACUUUGAGCCACCUGGGGCCCCUGUGUGCAGCCAUUUCCUGUCAGCGUGGUGAUAUGGUGGCCUGGGAACCGUGUUGUUUCCUCACCCGGGGACACUUAACCAGAAGCUUGUCAUUCCUGUCAUACUUUUCGCUGCUGCUCUUCUCUUUUCUGCUCGGAUGGCCAAACAGGCAGAUUCUUCAGAGUGUCCCUAAUUGCUCGUGUCUGUUGGUUGAACAUUCGUAGCUGAUGGGGGUUUUCAUGAAAUGUUGUAAGAAACUGUUAAAAUCAGCUUUAUCUUAAGAUGGUUGAUGGAAGUUUUCAUGUUGAGCAGGAUCUCCUGGGCUUCAUAAGAUGGGAAAGUCUUAGUUUAGUUCAAAAUUGUGGCGUAUAUCAGCCUAAAAUAUUAUGUUUAAUUGGUUUCCUGUCAUACCAGUCAGUAGCUUUCACACUCACUUUAAUUUUAAACAUAAAUAAUGUACAUAGACUUACACUCCAGCUAGUUCUGGCCAGUAUAUCAAUUUCCUUCUGCUUUUUACUUCUGCUCUCUGAUGAUUUCAAGGCAAAGAUUACAGUUUUACUGAGCUGCAGUUUUUGGUAUCUGAAGUCUGUAGUUGUACUUUGAUAGAGGGCUCCUGAUAAAAAAAUUGUGUUGUCGACGAUGUCGUCAGGGGUAGCACUCAUUUUCUUUGUUUCUCACUGACAGUGCUGUCGGCUUCACCUGUUAAAGUGCUAUUGCUGCGUGUAGCUGCAGCCUGCUACUACGCAGUUGUUUGCUACUUGGUUCUAAUUCAGCACAUGAUUGGUUCAGCGCAGCGCAACCCGGCGCAACUCCCCUUUUCAUUGGCUGUUAGUAUAUUCUACCAAAACAUGGCAGAAUGUCUAGCGAAAAGCAUAUUGACCAUGUUUCAUAUUGAUAUCGAGGGAAAUGAAUUUUUGAUGUAUAUCGUUAUUGUUUUAUCGCCCAGCCCUACUUGGCCCUACAAAAAGAUGAAAUGUGAAAGCUUGGAGAGACUGAAAGAUUCGUCAACAAGAGUUUAAAUCCAUUAUUUCCUUUUUACAGUCAUUACAAAUGAAAUCUAGUCUGUAGUCGAGUGAGUAUUAUCACUGUUUUCACGUCCUUUGCCAGUUACUCUUUGAACAAUGGUGAACUUUUCGCACAUUUGAAGCCACUUUUUUCACACCGUAGCUAAAAGACUUUUGUUAACCACAUGAUUCGGCGCACUCUCCCCACCACACAUCCGUUAAGUCACAGCCUGGCCAGUGUUUGUCCACGUCUGCAGUUCUAUUGUGUAUGAUCCUUAAAGAUAACACUGUCGGUCAGGUCUGCAUGGGCUUUUGGACGCCCUCAGUCACAGACCCAUCACUCACUCAGAGAUUAUGAGCUACUGUCAGUUUAGUCUGGUUCGGCAUAAGAGGUCAACCUAGAAUUAUCUCAUGAGUCGGGAUCUUUGUCAUCUCUGCGAGUCUGAGGUUUUUUGAGUUUGGAGCAAUUUCCACAACAAGAAAAUGUUGAAAAAAACCUUCUUAUGACCGACAGAAGCAUGCUGCUGAAGUUUGACACUGUUUUUGUUGAAGUUUAGAUAUAAAAGAGGCGCAGUAAGUUUCCAGACUUGUGGCUCAAGGAAACUUGAUACAGCAGCGGGGGCCAUUGAUGGAAAACGAGUGCGUAGACCUUUAUUUAUCUUCCUCCGGAUAAAUAAAGGCUAAUGUGACUUUCCCUACUUCUUCUAUUUUAAACACAAUGUCUGGAAUCCAGUCAGUCAUUGUACUAGGUUUCCUUCCAGGCUCGAUACCAGCGCUCACACCCUCCCCCAUCUGGCUAUCUGAAUAUCUCCACAAGCUCGAUUCAGACUUGAUACCACAGGGAAGCUUUAAUGUUGUCUGACAAGCUCUGAGUGUGAUGUGAUUACACUUCCUCUUCCUCACUGGAAACCUGCUACUAAGCAGCACAAACAUUGUAGUCAUUUGGCAGAUGCUUUUGUUUGAGACAGUCACUUACGGUACAAUAGAGCCUCCAAAGGGAGAAAAUGCAUCAUCAAGAAUGGGAAGUGAGGCCUUCCUGAUUUCUUCUAGAGAGUUUUAAUCCUCAUUUGAGCAUCUCGGAGAAGGAAACACCAGAGAAAUUUAAAGUGUUUGAUGUAAAGACAAAAUGAAAUACUCAUAUUCUUUAACAUGACUAAGAAAACUGCUGUCAAAAAUGGGAAUUUUACACAUAUCUGAAUAGGGCUGGGCGAUAUGGUCUCAAAUCAAUUCAUGAUAUAUUGAGCAGUUCAGAUCCUUUCACACCGGGAACAACGUAAAUAUCCCACGUGAAAUUAGGAAAUAUUCAGAGGCGAAUAUUGAUGCACCUGACGAUACAUAUCUAGCACAAUGCGAUUUUGUGACUUUCCAGGGGGGAGGAAAAGAUGCAUCCUGGGUGGAAGCGAGAAGACAAAAACAGAGUCUACUUCAACUUCAAGUGAUUGCUAAUUGGUACGACCAGAAUAACAGCAGUUUUCUAUCUGAAAAUCUGAAACCAGCAAAGUUUGAAAAAUGAGUAAAAAAUAACAACAAUAGAUCUGUCGUGGUUCCAGCUCAAAGAUUUCAUUGAAACAUUUCCUUCGCAUGUUUCACAUUUAGAGACAUUGGAGGAGAAUUUUAUUGGCCCUCGUAUCUCACACCAUCAUAGACACACAUUGCUCAUCCUUCAUUUAAAGUUCAUUCAGGUUUAUAGCUGCAUGCAAAGCCUCCUGCGUCCACCUCUCAGUUCAGUGUAGCAUUCAGCCGAGCUCUGCUCUGUUCUCGGGCCGCCUGCGCUCAGUGACAUCAGCCCUCAAGUAUGCAGUCCUUCGUGGCCGAGCCAGACGAGCUCGGGUGGCCUCAUUCAUCUCAAGGUGCUGUCUCUUCCCUUCCUCUCCAGCUCUAACACGCUCCCGCUUCUCACCGACAGCCUCUCCUCCAGACAAGAUGUGUUAGAUAAGGGGGGUCGAAGGUGAAAUAGCUUACAGCCCAGUAGUUUCGUCCGUCUGUUCUUUUGUUUGUUGGACUAUACUUGUAAUCUUUGUUCUUUUUUGGAUGCUCUCUCCUCGGUGCAAAUGGAUUUCAAGGUGGUUGUGCUCCAUCUCUGCAGUAUUUUACUGUAGCGUACUGUAAUUUGCUGUCGCUUGUCGCAGUUAAUUUGUUUGUCCUGGAAAACAUGAUUAAAGGGUUUAAAUCAAAAUGCGUUGGGUUCAUAUAAUGGUACCCAGUGUUGUAGUGAUUCAUCCACACGGACAUAACAGUGAGAAGUAGCUUUGAAAUAUUUAUGAUGUUGUUGUAUUACAUCCAUAGAUCUGCCAUCUUCUCCUGCCAGCUGUGGUUAAUCUAACUUCUCUGUAGUCGUUGAUUCAGUGGUUGCAUUUCAUCCUGAUUAUCCAAGUCAUAAUUGUUAGACAAUGGCUUUUACAUCUGCAGAGUGUGUGUGUGUGUGUGUGUGUGCGGAGGGUGUUUGACAUUGAUUUGCGUAGGAAUGUGAAGGCUUCAGCUCUUCCUACCUCUGACUAAUGCUUUCCCCAUGUGUGUUUUUCAGCCUUUUAAAUGCUUUGUUUUUGUUUUGUUUCUGUCCCCCCUCAGAAUGAAGAGAAGCGUAACCUCAGUUUGGGCGGACAUGUCGGGUUCGACAGCCUCCCUGACCAACUGGUCAGUAAAUCGGUCACACAGGGAUUUUGCUUUAAUAUUCUCUGUGUAGGUGAGUACCAAACCAACAGCAGGUGUGUGAAAUAUUGAAUCCAGUCUGUGGAAAUGCCAGGCUGUAACUGCUCAACAUUUCUCGACAGUCUUUUUUUUUUUUACUUGACUCUUGAUUUAUUUUCCCCUGAACAGCAUGUUAAACUACCACAAAUCAGUGACGUUCUGUUGUUUUCCUGAUGUGAAAUGAAGGCACAGGCCUCUGACUUAUGUUGCUGCAAUAAAAAAAAACUCCUGCCUGUCUGAAAGCUAAUUAAUUACUCCCCACUGAUCAAGUGAUUUAACUCUCUGCCUCCACUCUCUCUCUCUCUCUCUCUCUCUCUCUACUUCCACUGCCCUCAGGGGAGACUGGGAUUGGCAAGUCAACGUUAAUGAACACACUCUUCAACACCAUGUUUGAAAACGAGGAGGCCAGCCAUUAUCAGAACGGCGUUUACCUGCGGCCGCGAACAUACGACCUUCAGGAAAGCAACGUCCACCUCAAACUGACUAUUGUUGACACUGUUGGCUUCGGGGAUCAGAUAAACAAGGAGGAUAGGUAAGGAGGAGGAGGAGGAGGGACGCUGUGUUUAUCUCCACUGCUGCUGCAUCAUCGAAAAUAUUUCCAACUUGUUAUUACAAGCAUGCUUCAGUGUUAAAGAGAAGGAAAUUGAGAUCUGUCAGACUGCUCUAUCCCUGUAACAAAGAGGGAAAGACAGUUGAGGAGAUGGAGGACAGUUCAAAAGUUGUAGCGGCUGAAGUAGACGAAGUUAAUGUGGGAGGGGGUGAGCAGCAUGUGGAGUAGUUAUCGUCUGUUUAUCAUUAUAAAGGUGAGCUGCUCAAUAUAUCGUGAUAUUGAUUUGAGGCCAUAUCCCCCAGCCCUAUCAAUAAGUAUAUAGAUCGUGAUCAGGGAUAAUAACUUCAGUACGUCAAAGUUUGUCUGCCAAAAAAGCCACUGAUGAAACAUUUAGUAUUUGUUUAAAAUACGUUAAAACUCAAGUUACUACACUUUUACAUCAGAAGGAAACACCCAAGUGUCUCACAUUGAUUUGUUAUUGUGGUUUAUCGCCCCCCAGUAAUCAGCCACAAUAACAUUUUAAAAACUAGGAGACUUUUUAUCCACAUUUAAACAAGUUUUCUGUUAAUGGCUACUAAUGCAGUCAAUUACAUCAAACCAUUGUUAGCUUAAGUAUUCACACAGCAUUGAUAAUCCUCUAUUAUUAUCCUUUUAUAUCUAUUCCUGCUGAAUUCAUCCAGACUUUUAAAAAAUGUUUAAAAACAGAGUUGUUAGGUAGGAUAGAUACCAGGUUCCUACAUAGUUUAGUGCAUGUACUUUCUUCUCCUCUUAAGCUGUCCUAUUUAAUAAAGCAAAAAGCCCCCAAAAUAAUCUUAAAAAAAAGGAGUUCUUUUGAAGUUCAUAAAAGUGACUCCGUUUAUAAUACUAUGAGUGAAAUUCAGUUCAUCUGCCACAGAUGUGGUUUUGCGUGUUUUCCAUUUGAAUCCUGACUGCUGUAGCAACAUAUUUUUCUGUCAAUCCCUCAUCCAAACCCUCCUUUGUGUUUGCAUCUUGUCAACUGCAUAGUUGUACUGAAAUUAGGUCAACGUUGCCUAGGGAUACAAAUGAGAGAAACAGACACAAAGGAGUAUCAGUGAAGGUUUCUGCACAUUUUUUGUUUUCCCUGUGGUUGGAAAUAAGACAGAAGGUGGGAAAGCGGGGAUACUGAAGGUCUUUUUUUUUUUUUUUUAACUUUCAGCUGUGGAAUGAAGUGCUCUAGUUGCGACCAAGUUAGCGAGCUGCACUCUCACGCCCUUUGAUAGCAGCUUUUUUUCUACAGGCUGUAUAGAGCAACAUAGCGAAGGACAACCCCAGCAGCAGACUGUAAAUGCUCACUGGGAGCCUCCAAAGGUCAGAGUUUGUGCAUUCCACAGGGAAGAUUGAAGAUAGAUGUGAAUGGAGAGGACAGAUGACUGUAAACACUGAGCUCACCAAGGAUUCAAAAUAGAUUCUUUCUCCUUGUCUCUCUUUCUAUAUGAGAUUCAGAGAGACUCUGCUGCCAAUUUAAGUGAUUCUUUCUGUCUGAGUAAGCUCCAUAGAAAUCACAAGUGUCCCUGUGUUUCAGAGCGCACAAACACGAUCAAAAACGCUCAGUUUUUUUCAAGUUAAGCAUCCUUAUUUGGUAUAUUUGUCAGUCUGUAUGACCGGCCUUCAGAUUGGAUUCAGAUUCAGAAAGUCUCAAGCAAGCUACAUUUAUGACUUCUUUUUACAGUGACACAGGUUAUUUUAUUCAAGGCAAAGCUGAGACCCAAAAAAAAAACAAACCCAGAGAGCCAAGACUCAGGCUGUGCCAGCGCAGAGCAACUGGGUACAUGCUGGCAGUGCAGAUCAGUUUCCCCGGUUGCUGUUCCUCACGCUUGGGCAUUUACUGCCUCAUUGACUAUUUUAACCAUCAGCGCUGUACACAAUAGCUGACCGCUCUUCCCUUAAAGUUCAACAUGAUUGAAAGUUGACCCAUUCAUUGAUUUCACAACCAAGUUAUCUACAACAAAGCAGAGAAAUGUUUUCCUGAAUGCCAAGUGUAGUCAUGAGAAACGACCAUGAGACCUUACUCUGACUCGAACUUCAGGCAGCCAUGAUGCAGCUUGUUUAAUAUGUGGCUGAUCUCUAAUGGUACCAAACUCAUCUCUCCAGAUCAACUUAGAAAAUUGAAUUAGAGCUGCAGUAUAGGAUUGAGCUCUGUGGGAAUGUGGCAUAAAAUUUCUUUUAACUGCUUCAUGACCAAAUGAGUCUUGAUUGUUUGAAGAAGUCUUAGCUAUGUUGGGUUAAACCACUAUAACUUCAUAUUAGGGCUGGGCGGUAUAGCCUCAAAUCAAUAUCACGAUAUAUUUAGCAGUUCACCUCGAUAACGAUAAAUGGACGAUAACUACUCCACAAGCUGUUCACCCCUCCCACAUUAACUUCGUCUACUUCAGCCACUACAACUUUUAAACCGUCCUCCAUCUCCUCACCUGUCUUUCCCACUUUGUUACGGACUGGAUGGGGUGGAGUCACGUCUCUGAUGUAGGACAGCAUCUUAAAGGGACAUGAGACGAUAGCCUACCCACACACAUCCAAAACCAACUUUUUUUUUUCUUGACACUGGAUAUAUUGACAUGGGCCAAAUGAUGUCGUUAUUGUCUUCACUUUCAGUAUCGGUAAAUUUACAGUUUAUCACCCAGCCCUACUUAUAUACUUAUAAAUUAUACAAUCUCAUUUAUCAUAAUCUCAAUCUCAUUUGUGUUUCUUUUCCUUCCUUUCUUUCUGAUCAUUUCACAGUAAUUCAGAUUCAUCCUGCCAUCGUUAGGUUGACCCAAGCACUAAUUUGAAAAACUCGCAUCUGUAUACGAUGUAAAUGUAAAGUUUAUCACCCAGCCCUACUUCAUAUCUAAAAACAUAUUUUUGGUUCUGGCUGUUUAAGUGACAUCCUCGUUGAAAUAUGUAAGGUCCCUCUUUUGUGUAUCUUCAUGUUCAUGAGAAAAAUCCUCCAAACAUGCAUGUUGUUAUUCCUGUUUCAUUAACUCACUGAUGAUGCUGGUGAUCAUUGCGACAGAGGACAGGAUGUUUUGCAGUCUGUGAUUUGUUGUAUCCAGACUACCAUGAGCAGAGCACAAAAAUCGUGCAGCACUAAGCUGUACAGCUCUAAUCUGAGAUCUUGGCUCCGAAUCAGAUCACACAGUUACUGAAAACAUAACUGUCUCAGUUCAUUUCCCCUGUGAACAUCCAUAUUUCCUUUUAUAUUCAUCACCAGUGUAUGACAAAGAGGGAAAAUAUUUAUGCUUGAACCCACGGUCAUAAAUCCUUACAGCUCUUCUUUGGUUGUCUCCACAGUUAUAAGCCAAUCGUGGACUAUAUUGACACUCAGUUUGAAAACUAUCUCCAAGAAGAGCUCAAGAUUAAGCGCUCGCUGUUCAACUACCAUGACACCAGGAUCCACAUAUGCCUUUAUUUCAUCGCCCCGACAGGACAUUCCCUCAAGUCGUUGGACCUCGUCACGAUGAAGAAAUUGGACAGCAAGGUGACACACAACUGGCAUGCACACACACACACACACACACAUUCCCAUACAUGCUUUUGUUUUCUUUCCCCUUUGGCAGAAACACACAGUCCCAGUCCCUCUGCCUUUGUCUGUGAUUAACUAUCAGUGCUGCUGAAAUUGGACCUCCCUUUCACCGUGAAUGGUGUGUAUUUCAUUCUGACAUGGAGAUCCCCAAGCUUUUUUUUUUUUGUGAGGUGUCCCAAAAGAGUGAACCAAAAGAAAAAUGUUGCUCUUUUAUCUCACUGAAGCUCACAUGUCAUACAAUGGAGUCAAGUUAUCAGUUGAAUUCAAAACCAUGCAAAUGGUUUUUACUAUAGUCUAAGUGGGGCUGCACGAUUUUGGCCAAAAAUAAAAUCGCUAUUUUUUUCUCUGGAAACUCGAUUUUUAGAUUUUGUCAUGAGUGGAAGGUAGGUGUAUGUGUGCAAGGGUGUUGUAAAGAGCAAACAUAAACUACAACUAAACCAAGCCAAACUGAACCAAACUAAGUCAAGACAAGCCAAAUCAAGUCAAACCAAAUCAAACUAAACUAAACCAAUCAAACCAAGUAUCUGUAAAGGCAGUCAGGAGAAACAAAAGAGGCCAUUGCAAGUAGCUGUGGGAGCUUGAAUACUUCCAGCACCCAGGGCCCAGGUGUGCAUAGUUGCUCUGAUUAGGGUGCAGAGAGAGAGAAGCCAACCAGACACACCUCCCACAGCAGCAUGACCCUAUAAGGGCAUCACAAUUUUUAUUCCGAUUUUUUAAAUUUUUAUUUAGUGACAACUUCACCGAACUUUACUUUGAAAAUAAAAAGUUUUUCGAUCAUCUCUCAAAACGAAACCACUGAAAAUGAUGUAGUGCAUAUGCCACGCCAGUAAGUGGCACUGUAUCGCUGCCCAGGAUAUACACAAAAGACAGAAGAAGAGUACGUAGCAUGUGUGUAAAGUUUGUUUGGUAGUCGUUUACUGAUUUAUGCACUCUCUUAUCAAAAAGUUUUCAGAAGGUACAGUUUACAGUCGCCCAAAACGCCGUGUCUGUGUGGAUGAAAUGCAGAUACGAAAAAAAAAAAUUUGCAUUUACUCCUAAAUUCGUUUCUGCGUGGAGGGGUUGAUAUCGCCUUCAGACAGACUCUUCAGCGGGGAGUGGUUUGCUCUUGAUCCGAAAACUGCGACGCCGUACGAAUUCAACACGACUGAUUUACUCCUGCCCCUUUUAGCCACGAAAUUAUCUACUUUUAAAAACGCCACGUUGUUUUAUACUGGUGUGUGUUUGAACUGGGGAGUGCUCUCACAGAAAGGGGAAAUUUUUCUUCAACAUCGUCAUAAUCAAAUAAUCCUAGGUCUAAGAUGUCUCUGAACAUGUGCUCUUCAAGAAGCAGUGGUUAACAGAGCUGUAAACCCGCCGCAAAUAGCAGGAGCAUUCAUCUAAUUCAGAGUUUCCGUUUGACAUAUUUGCAGUGAACAUGAUUGCAGGUCAGCUGCACAGCAGUCAAUAGUCUCAUUUAGAGCCACAUCGAUUUGUGGCUUUUAUUAUUGCUCUUGUGUGAGAACUACUCCACAGCCUGUUGGUCAGUGGAUCCAUGUUUUGUCAUACAUCCGGCGAGUGCAGCACAGAGGAGACGCAGGCAUUGGCUUGGCCUCAUUUAGAGAAAUGGUGGAAAAAAAAAAGAUAUUACUACAGCACCUGGAGAGAGAGAAUUUGAGGAAGAGCAAGAAAAGAGAGGACUUAAGUUUUUCUUCUUUUCAAGAUUUCACUGUUAAAUCUCUAUUUGAAUAAAUUGCUGGAUAAUAACGUGGCAUUGUUAAAGUUUCCCUCAUGUACUUCCAUAAAAUAUUGACUUCUCAGUGUCGGCUGUUGCUCCCAUAGCUGCUGCCUAUAUCCAUUUCUUAUCAACCCAGACAUUCAUAUUUUGCAAAUAACUUUUUAUGCAGAUUUGUAAUCAGCACGGCUGAUAUUCAGCAUUUUUACAAUAAUCGGCACCAGCUGUUUUUUCGCAUCGAUAACCAAUAAGUUUAUUUUGAACCACGCUCAUUUGGCUCUUGCAUAGCCGCCUCUCUCUGCCCAAAGUCACCACUCUUGGCCGUGUAAAAAGUGUCCCGCCUAUUGAUUGGUUACACAGACAGCCAAUCACCACUCAUGCCUCUAGGUGCAGCUUCACAGCUAGAUAGAGAGGGCAAAAUAAAACAAAAGAAACAAACCAGCAGGUAACAAGACUGCUAGAGGUGCUCCUCGAUCUCUGUGAAGCUUGUGGAGCUAGCACGUGUAACUUUUGGUUCUUUUCUUAUUUCAAAAUAAAAGCAUGUGUUUCGGAAUAAGGCAAAAAACGGCUGCAUUUACAAGGGGUUUGGUGGAUGAAGGCUAGGCUACAGAAACAAAGAUUUAAAGAAAAAAAAUUGACAUUAAAAUAUAUAUUUGUACUGCAAAUGAAUAUCAGUUCUAAAUAUCUGUUAUCGGUUUUCGUGAUUACUAUUAAUCUGUAUCAGCCCUUAAAAAAACCCGUAUCAGUCGAUCCUUACAUAUUACUCAAAGUAUACAGGUGGUUCCUUCUGCUCAGCAAUACUAUCAAAUGAACCCAACAUGAGAUUUUGAUGAACAGUUUUGUAAAAAUGACCAAACACAGCUGACCCACUUUGCGGUUUUUGAUCGUAGCUCUUAGUUUCAACGUGUGGGGAGUUUGGAAUUUCUGGAAGGUAAAAGAUCCCCAAAACAUUUCAAAGCGCGUGUUUAGAAAGCCAAGAAGAAGAAGAAGAGCGUCAGAGAAAGAGGCGGUCAGAACGCAUUUAUCAAGUCUUGUGUGUCCUUAACUCUGCAUGAACUUGUAUGACCUUAGCAGGAGGACGGAUUAUACUGACAUCCAGAAGGCAGCUACACAGAGAGAAAGCUGCCAGCUUUUUCAUUUUUAAGCGUUGUUAACUUCCAUGUGCGAUUCUCAGAGUGUAGCUAUGCCUAUUUAUAUCCCCUGAUGACAUCUUAAGGUUUCCUGAUCAAUUUUUAGGCUGAUUAGUAGAACAAAAACCCUGUAAAAGACUGUGUAUACAUGCAACGACUUAGACUGAAAGCCCUGCUGUAGGAAUGACAAAGUGACAGCUUUGGCUCCGCUCGUAUCUGCCGAUCCAAUCAUAAUGAAUCCAGAACAGAGCAGAUGGUCAGCUUGUGACUGAAACCUGCCGGACAUACCCUUGCCAACUAUUGACGCACGGCUGCACGUCUCUGCCAGAUGACUCCUGAUACGACUCAAAACAAUGACCAGACACUUGGGCCAACUGUUGCUCCCAAGGGCCGGACAGUACUCUCAUGGGGAAAAUGAUUUCUGCAGUUUUGUGCUCCUGACAUUGUUUCGACUCGAUGACAAAAACUGUAAGGGAACAUAAAAUCGACAGUUUAUUCCCAGAUAGAGGUUUAAGAGUCAUUGAGAUGCUUCACUGACUAGUUACAGGGAGAUUUCCUCCUUUUUCAAAGCCUUUCAUUGCACUGUGUUACUCGUGUUAAUUUAGUAUGAUUUCUCCCAGGAGAGGCAUAGAGCAGCUUUCUGGCAGAAGGCCUAAAAGGGAAGCGCCUCUCAGUACAGCUCCUUAUCUUAUUAUGUAUUUGUAUUUGCUGUACAGAUAUCAUAGAAGAAGUGAAGGGACCCAUGAGAACGUUUUGCCUAAUGGUGAGAGAGUUAAUGCGCAAAAAUCUAAGAUGUGUUUCAUAACUCAUAACUGUUUCCAACUCAUCAUGGCCAAUCCGAGGAGUGCUCGUGUUUGUCUCCAUUAUUUCUGCGAGGAAGUAAGCACUCUGUUCUCUUCUGAGAGGAAGCCAAACAAAUAACAGAGAGGAGUUCACCUCCGAAGGGCCAAGAUCCAAACUUCUCAGCACUUCUCACCCCGCAAGUUGACCGAGCUUACCACUGAGCUUCUUUACUCUUUUUAUACGCCAUGAGAGUGAUCAGAACCUGGCAGCCACGAUUACCAACUGUGUCCCGAUCGCAUCCAAACCACCACAGCGCCCGCAGCCAGCUCUCUGCGCCCGGUGCUUUGAAGCAAGCUUACCUCAGCUAAAUAUAUCCGCACAUUGAAGAGGUUAACAUGAGCUGAGUGUGUCUGCUCUUUUAUGGCAGCUUACCUGUUUCACACUUUUGGUAUGAAUGGAGGCAAAGCAGCUUACCACACAUGAACCUCCCCUUCUAUUCAUGUGGACCCCACUCUACAAUGCUUGUUGCUCACUUGCCUGUGCUAAAAGGUAAUUGAAAUGUGAAACAACAGCCAUGCUUUGGUGCUUCGGUUCGAAAUUAUUUAUAGCAUUGUCAGAGCAAGAGAGGGCUGGGGUUUAGCCCUGAGUGGGUGGCCACUGUGAACACUUCUCUGGCUUUAACAGCUCUGUCCGAGCAGAUAUUCCAUUAUGUGAAAAAAUGACCACUGUUUUAUGAGAAGGCAAGCCAGUGCUGAGUGACCGCAGUGUGGAUGUGACAGUGUUUUGUUUUACAUGUUUAAUGAGGCUGUUUAUGCAGUGGUCUCUUUGCUGUAGCUGGAAGGAUUUGUAGCAGCUUCUCAACAAAACGCAGCCAGUACGUUUUUGCAGUUUUUAUUCGUAAUUCAAACUCAGUUUGUUUUUUAAAUUGUCAUAGUGGUUAUUUGUCCGGAAAUAAACUCAUAUGAAAUGUCAGAAAAUAAGAAAAACGAACCAUCUGUGCUCCUCAAAGUACUCCAUUAACUUUACCACCAACACACCGAAACCUGAAAGAUUUACUGGAUUAUGUUGAAUGUCCGAUCAGGUAGGGCUGCACGAUUAAUCCAUUUUUAAUCAUAAUCAGAUUAUUUGAUUAUAAUGAUGUUACAAAAAUUUAAAUUGUCAAAUCGAUUUUUCUCUCUAUCAUGCCCCAAAAAAAUCCAUAUCGGUCGUAUAAAUCAGGAGAAAGAGGAGACAGAACGGUUUUGACAGCUGUGUUAGAGAACAGCAGAGCAGAACCGACUAUUCCUUGAGCGAGGAGAGAUUUUGGUCAAAGCAACACAAUGGUGUUUUUCUUUUAAAUGGGGUGCAAUUCAGCCUACCCUACAGAGGAGCGUGUUUGGCCUGUGGUGGAGGAAGGCAGGAAGAGAGAUAAGAGUCUGAAGGAGGGGUUCUUUGUUUUCAAUGGGAGGAAAUCAUUACCAGUUCAGUGUCUUAUAUUCAAGAAUUCAGUUUGUAGAGGUCAAUUAGAAAACAAGGGCUGAUAUUUCCUGAUAACCUUUAAAGGGGCUCAUAUUUUGACUGAUAUGAAAGUCAAAUGCUGCUUUUUUCGUCAUGUCUUGUGUUUCCAAACUUUCUCAGGCUAGGGUGAAAUAUAGAUUGUUUAGAUUGGAUCUGAAUUUGAAUGAGGGAGUCAACAGGGAGGGAUCGUAUGCAGAGAUAUAUGUUAAAAGAGACCACUUCCUGUAAGUAUCCUUAUUGUUGUCGUGCUUCAAAACCCUUUCCCUGGGUAUUAAAUCGGUCUUAUUUAAAAACACUCACAUUUUCCAAGAACACCAUGACAAUCAUUAUUGGUGUGGGUGGCCAAUUAUUAUCUAUAAAUACACUGAUCAAAAUAAAUACCCAGGCAGAGUAUACGCUUCAUUUUCACUCCUCUCUCUCACCUCCACAAUUAAUGUCUUUAUCUGCGGCCUCCUGAGUGAAGGAGAAUAAGCCCCUAAACUAAACUUGAACAAAGAGAAAAAGCACAUAUAGCUGCAGAAAUUCCCUCAGUGUCAUCACUUUUUAAAGCCCUCUCUAGUGAAAGAAAAACAAAACAGCGCCUAGCACCCAUGACUACUAUGCAAACAGGAACUUAUAUUUGCUUAGUUUGCAAACUUUUACAUGGCGUCAGUUCUGUAUAACGCUGUAAACAAAUGUAAGAGAAGAAAAUGGGCUUCCAGUCGUAGCACACACAAUUGUAGGUCUUGUUCACGUCUCAAACGGUCUUAGCUCUUUAGCUCAGUUGCUGAUUAUUCCCUUAAAAUGAUGAAACCUUAAUAUAACCUUCUUCAUUUUACCCAGCACUUAUUUUUUUUGACAUAACCAGUAAUCAUAGUGCAUCCAUUAAGUUUUUUUUCGACUCUGAAAGCUGAAACUGUCCUUUUCUAUUUCGUAUAAAGUUAAAAGUUUCAGAGAUGUCAGGCUUACGUGACUUUUAUCCAAAAUUUCUAAUCUUAAUAUGAACUGCUUUAAUGUGGUCAGAGCUCACCAUCUGGAGCUCGUAGCUUGUUCAAAACAAACACUGAGAACUCUGUGGGAAUACUCCUCGUCCAGCUGGGAAAACCCAGUUGUGGGAAGUGAACAAAUAUCACCGUCCCCUCCUUUUUUCGCUGCUUCAGGGCCACACAGGGGCUGCUGUCAGAACUGAGUGGCCAUUAGUGAGCUCUGUUUGUAAAAUAAGGGUUAAAACACGAUACUGGCUGCCCUGCUGUAAAUUAAUGAUCCGAUAAAGUAUGAUGAGGCUGUAAUUUGACUUCCUAACAAGCUCUGGCUCUUGCUCUGAGGCACACUAUGGAAUUGAUGAGUGGAUCUGUGGGGAUCCUCCUCAUGCUCUCGGUUAGAGAUUCUGGGUCAUGCUGCUAUGUAAAUGAAUUUUAAAAAACUGUGUUGAUAUCUCAGCACAGCUGCUACUGAUCGGAGACGGUGCCUUAUUUGUUUUCCUAAUCACUGUUUGUUUAAUGUAUCUUCUGGGAUUCAUGCUGCAGUUUUACUCUGCAUGCUCUUGUGUGCUUUCUCAGCCAUACUCACUGAUGUCCUGGGUUAGUUUAUGGUCUUAGGUCGUCAGUGUGUUUAAUUAAGCUCUAUCCACUGUGUUUGUUUAUGGCCCACAGACAAAGAGACAUUGUUAUUCGCUACACACAUGGGAGCUGAUUCUCCCUUAUCACGUUGAACGUGACAGGUAGUUUAUAUGAUCAUAAAGAUGCUUGUCAGACAUGUAUAAACUAGGGCUGUAAAGUCCUAGUAGACUGGUCAACUUAUUGGUUAAUAUGUGCUGAGUUGACCUCGAUUUUCUUCCGCAUCAAUUUUAGGGGUGGGAAUCUUCAGGCACAUCACGAUUCGAUUACGAUUACGAUUCAGGGGCUACGAUUCGAUUCUGAAACGAUUAUCCCCCCCCAGCUAUUACACAUUUCUUUUUGUCUCACUGUGUAACCAUUCACCACUUUGUGUUUUUAAAAUAUUAAUAAUGAGAAACAAUUAAAUGAAUUAAUUUCCACUAUCUUUUAUUAUACUUGUGGAAAUGUGUAAACAGGAAAAAUACAACUUCAUGUAAAGAACAAAAGGUAGCAGCAUCCUUGGCUUUUACGGACGUAAAUCCUUGGCAAUAAAUGUAGCGAUGGACUUCGUGAUUCGUUUCGCCUUUUCCGAUGAGGGGGGAAGCUUUGUAAUUGCUUGCUCGAUUGUUCUCUGUUUGGUGGAGGCAGCCGUAGCCUCGACAGCAGCCGGGCAUCUUCCCUCCUCGUUCGGGUGAAAACGAGUGAUGUGGCUCCUCAUGUUCGUGGUGUUACCAAAGUAUUUUAUCUUGGAGUGACACAGUUUACAUAUAGUGUGGCUCUUGUCCAGUUCAAGUCCACCCUCAACUCUGUAGAAGCCAAAAUUCUUCCAUACAUUAGCUUUUAAUCCGGAAGGGGCAGGGUGGAUCUCGCGCUCAGCCAUGCUUCUUUGUUAUGUGCUCCCCUUAAAGUGUCCGCCGGGUGACAACGCGCUGCACGAGUUCCGCCUUUUCGUUCCGCCUAUUUCACGUUAUUUAACAUCUAAAUAAUCGGAAUUUGGACGUUUGUGAAUCGAUUCAGAAUCGUCCUUGCCUGAAUCGAGAUGCAUCUAAGAAUCGAUAUUUUCCCCCACCACUAAUCAAUUUACAGUUUAUGGUUGUUGCUACCUGAUCCGUCCCGGAAACCCGAUUUGUACAGCGCAUGUGCGAAACGUAUGUCACUUCCUCUACUAGCCAUCUUUGCGACAGUUCAGCAAUUCUUUGCCGCUCGCGGUUUGCGACAGCUUCGACAUUUGUGCAACAGCUUCAGCAUCAGCGAGCUCGCUAAAGUCAGAAUGGAUGAUUCAGUUUAUCACCAGCCACACGCAUUUCUUUUCACCUGAACGGAGUGCUUCCCCCCGACUGAAGCAGAGCGCCAGAAAGUCAAGAGAAUGGCGCCCAAUUUUACGAUGAAAGGUUUUUUAAUUUUACAUAUUUAUAAAUCUCUUUUUCUCUCAUCCUCUCCUCAGGUCAACAUAAUACCCAUCAUUGCCAAAGCGGAUACAAUCUCCAAGAGUGAACUCCAUAAAUUCAAAAUAAAGAUUAUGAGUGAGCUGGUGAGCAACGGCGUCCAGAUAUAUCAGUUCCCGACAGACGAUGAAACCGUCAGCGAGAUCAACGCCUCCAUGAAUGUGAGUCAUGUUGUCGCUCUCAAUCAAUCCGUCUAUGAUUUUGACCUUUUCUGAUGUUUUCCACCAUGUGUGUUCAGUUUAGAUGGUAUAUACGCUGAAACCUUACCUGCUGGGAUGCAGACAAGAAAAUGCCAGAUGUGUUUGUGAACAUGCGUACUCAGCUUAUUCUUCAGAGUGUUGACUUUUGACCCUCAGACUUUUGUCUUCAAGGUAUCUGUUUGCCUGCUAAGUUGUAACCACAUGUGUUACACAUCUGGAGAUGAAGGCAGCAUAUGUUAACACUGUUUUAUUGCUUUUAGGACUCGCUGAAAAGUAAGGUUGUUUCUUUUUCUAGACACUUUGUGAGCCCACAAAUCUACGGAAGCAUAUUGCAUUCACUUACAAAAAACAGAAGGAAACAGUUUUUUGAGUAUUUUUUUUUCUUUGCUGUUUUUUGGACAAAAUAAAAACAGUCUGAAAAAAAGAAAAAUUAGUCUGAAAAACAAAACAAAAAAAAGGUCUAAAAAAACAGAGAAAUUAGUCUUAAAAAAUGUCAAACAAAAAAACAUUAUGAAAAACAGAAAAAUUAGUCUGAAAAACAAAACAAAACAAAACAAAAAACACUCUGAAAAACAGAAAAUUUAGUCUGGAAAAACAAAGCAAAAAAAAAAAAAAAUAGUCCAAAGAACACAACAGAAAAUAUCACUAAGAAAAUCAGGGGAAAAAAAAAUUCUGCAAAACAGAAAAGAAAAAAAAAAUUAUUCUGAAAAACAGAAAAGAAAAAAAAAUAGUCCGAAGAACAGCAAAGAAAAAAAUUACUCUGAAAAACAGAACUUUUUUUUUUUGGAUGAAUGCAAUACGCUUCCAUACAAAUCUGUGACUGCGUGACCGGAAAAAAACUUUGGUCUUGAUGUAUAUACAAACAUUAAAUCUAUAGUACGGUCUAAUAGAACUAGAUUCCUUUUUUUUUUUUUUUUCACAUUUUCCAUCUUCAAAAUGAACAGCUACGAGAAAAGCUGUAAGUUUUGUGCUCAGGUAGCAAGUGCACAUGCUUAUAACUCAAUGUGAUUAUCACACGGAGCUCAAAACACCCGCCCACAUAUGUAAUAAUUCACAAACAGUCAGUUCUCCCAUGCACUCAUCAUACAGUAUCCCCAUCUAUUCAUAGUCGCUUACAUCAGCGCCCACACUCACCAGCUUCUUCCUCCAAGCUGCAACCAGCCAGCUGGUUUCAACUCUCCGCCUAAUUUUUGAGGUUGCGUAUCGGGGCAUGUUUUUUUCCCCCAUGAUGCCUCACUGUUGAUGCUAACAAGGCGUAGCAGCUCUGAGAGCAAUGAGAAGGUAUACGCGUGUUUAAUCACUUCAACAAAACAGGCGUUUCAGACCAGACUGAGCCACAUGUUCGACUUAAAACGAGAGCUGUGAUGCUGCUCGUAUGUCAGCAUGGUUACACUUCACUCUGGUGUGGUCUGGUUGUGAAAGAUAAGACGGGCAGCAGCCACAGUGAAACCAGAUUUUAUGUGAAACACUUGGUUUAUUCUUCUGGUUUUGUUAUUUGUUUGUGUCUUGUCCAAUUUUUUUUUUUACUAUUCUGUGAAGAAGCUUGACCUAAAAAGUCAUGAAAAAAGUGCUGUGAUGGGACCUGCAGUGACUGUUCCAGCUAUAUCUGGUACGUCCUCUCAAGGUUUUUCACAUUUUAAUCUCUUCUUCCUCACCAGGCUCAUCUGCCGUUCGCAGUCGUUGGGAGCGUCGAAGAGGUCAAAGUAGGGAACAAAACCGUCAGGGCCCGACAGUACCCCUGGGGUGUCGUGCAAGGUGAGAACAAUCGCAAGCGAGUGAGUAACAGCGUUUGUGAGAGUGUGGGGUGUGAGGUGUGAGGUUUGAGUUUCACACACCAACAGUUCAUGAAGGGGUGAGUGUGUGUUUAAAUCCUCUCUGCAGUGUGCCACAGAAAUCAUCUUUGGGCUAAUCCGGAGGUCAAAUAGUGGUUAUCAUUGUGUUUUAUAACAGAUACUGAAUUCACAUAAACAAAGCUUUUUUAGAUUUCCCAUUAAAUUGGUUCUCAAAGUGCAGAAUUUUAAUAACAAAACCGUUUCCUGCCUUUCACUCACAAAGUAAAGAUCUGCAUAUUUCAGCCUGCAACCGACACAACAGAAAAGCCUGGAACAGUAGCUGCCUUAGUCAUUUUUUUUUAUGCUCAAUAGUUAUUUCUUUGUUUUGACGGUGUGUGAGAAGUGGUUUGAGAAGUGUAAGUCCAGAGACUUUUGCAAUCAUUGGUGUGUUUCUUAAAACAUCCGUGCAUGGUGUCUGCGGUGCAGCCUUUAUUAAGCAAUAAUUAUGCGUAGGCGUAGUUCUUAUUGCAUGAAUAUGUCUUCCUGUCUCCAGCCAUAAAGAUAUAGUAGAUUUAAAAAAAUAUAUAUUUAUCUGUGACUUUUGACGUCCAGAUUUCACUCGACAGCUGACAAAACAGUGCAUGUUGGGUAUAGAUUUGAAGGGAGGUUUUCCUGCUUAUUACAGAGUAGCGAGAACAUCCAACAGUUUGCCUGUUUAUUUAUACCCACCCUGUUAACGCAGAGUGCCCACCACAGCUGCAAGUGUGACUUCAUGCAGAGUGACACUGUGAAAUGAAGGGUGAUUGUUUUGGGAAAUUGCCAGUGUGUGUCUGUGCGUGUGUGUUUGUGAUCUGUAGGGUGUUAUCUAUCUUUCUUUUUACUUCCUUUUCUCUGCUUUUGCGUGUGUGGUCUGCCCGCGUGCUGUUGUUUCCCACACUUAUUUUUCUGCGCUGGUGCAUUAGAACCAACAUUUUAAUUUAAUAAUGUCACACAAGCAGUUAUGCUGUGAGAAUAGCUUCCCCCUCUCUCUUACACUCCCUUUUUUCCCCCUGCUUACUGCUCUGUGUCCUGAACCUCUCCUCCUUUUCCUCUCUCCAUUAUCCACUGACCGCCUCAUUCCCCAACCCCCUGUGGACUCUGUAGAUAUAUAUAAAGCCUGCUGUGUGUCUCCUGAGGACAGAUUUUUUGGACUCCCAUAGAUUUACAUGAAGCUGCAGUUCAGACCAGUCACGGAGAGAAUAGUGUCGUCUGCAUAAAGUUAUCCCAGCUUCAUUGUGAGCUCUUUCAUUUGGCAUUAGGAAGUCCUUAGUUUGUCAUUUACAGGUUGUAGUGUUAAAAAAAAGGUACUAUAUGAUCUUUAAAAGUCAUAUUUUAUCAUUGAGAAAGGAUAUCAGCUGUAAAAGUAUAAAAAAAGCUAACACUGCAGCUGUUAACAACUGUCGAUACAUAUUUUGAUCCAUUAGUCUUUGGCUUCCUCAUCGCCUGCAUCUAAUUUCCUCAUCAGCCGUGUUUCUCUCUGCCUGCCUGCCAACAAAAAUGUCCUUCUUGUUUUAACACACUAAUAGGAUAGGAUACAAGCUCACUCUGUUGCUUUUGUUCGGGCCUCCUUGUUAUUGGAUGGCUCACCAUUCAUACGGCACACUUUGUCACAGUAUCUGGACACUGGGGCAGAAGAGGACAGAGGCGUCAGUGUUUUACUCCUCUUGGCCGGCUGAAAGGAAGGCCUUUAGUGUCUGUGGAAACAGUUUGUAGAUGCCAGAUGUCAUAUAGACGGGUUAUGGUAACCUCUUAAAGAGCCAUGGGAAGUUUCCAGGGACUCGAAAGGAAACAGAGGAAAGAUUGUCUACUGACAAAAGGCUAAUUGCAGGGGGUUCAAGUGUGUGUGUGCGAGUGUGUUUGUGUGUGUUUAUCUUCCCUCAGGAUCUUGAUGCUCUGUUAUCUGUGAACUCCAGACAUCUCUGACAUAAAGCAGAUCCCUCAUAUUCCUUCUCUAGAUGUUCUUGUGAUGUUUUUAGGUAUUUUUAAUUUGCACAUUUGUCCUUUUAUAUGUAGAGAUUCUCUGGUAUUUUUUACGUCUCUGUUCUUUUUUAAUUUGAUUUUUGUUUUUCACUCUAUUCCCACGCUGCGGAGCCCUGUGCUUAGAUAUCUGGAGGGCUCAGUGCUGCAGUCAGUCCGAGGAUUGGCCCUCAUUCAGCCCCCCCAGCAGGGGGGCCAGUACAGAGAGACUAUUAGAUGCCAAAUGAACAGCAAUUUUUAAGUAGUUUGGAUACAGCCCCAGAGAACAGCUCAUUCCUGUCUUUAACUCAAAUAUUCCACUAAUGAUGUGCAGUCAGCCUGCAAAUUUAAGUCUAAAGUAACAGUGAGUGAUUUGGACAGCUGCAUCACCACAUUGCUGUGGGCCAGGAAGUGUGAAAGCAGAUGAGGCUUGUUUGUGCAUUUCUUUCUUUCUUUCUUUCUCUCUUUCUUUCUUUCUUUCUCGCGCUAUCUUUUUUAUUUAUUUAUUUAUUUGUUUAUUUAUUAUUUAUUAUUUUACUUAAUUUAAAGGUAUUGACUUAUUUAUUUAUUUAUUUUUAUUUAUUUUAAUUUUAUCAGUUUAUUUAUUAUUAAUUAAUUAAUUUAUUUAGUUGUUUAUUUUUAUUUUAUCUAUCUAUCUAUCUAUCUAUCUGUUUAUUUAUUUUUUUAUUUUAUUUAUUUUUUAUUUUAUUUAUUUAUUUUUUAUUUAAAUUAAUUGAUUUAUUUUUUAUUUUAUUUGUAUUUUAUUUAAAUCUAUCAAUUUUUUUCUAUCUUUUUAUUUGUUUAUUUUUAUUUAAAUUAAUUGAUUUAUUUUUUAUUUAUUUAUUUUUAUCUAUUUUUUUAUUUAAUUUAAUAAUUAAUUUUAAUUUAUAAAUUUUUUUUGUUUAUUUUAUUUCAUUUAUUUAACUUUCCCUCUCAUGUGUCAAAGGCAGGUUCCAUAUAUUAAGGUUGGUGGGGUGUCUCGUUGUUGCGUUUUGUAUGUGAAUUUAUAGUUUGCAAUCACGCUCUGCAGACUGCUCCCCCAGCUUUUUCCAUCUGGGAAGCGAAAUGGCAGGCUAAUUGGGCUUCCAGUGUCAUUACUGCUGCCUUUACAUCCUCUGAGCUCACAGCUUGCGGUGGUAUUUAAACACAACAUACAUCCUCUAUACUCUGGUAAUGUAACCCUGAGGUUCAUGGCAUCUGCUCCAACCACCGAAAGACCAUGAGCCUCUGCUCCGCACGUGCCCUCAGCCACAACACACAGCAGUUUUAAGAUGCUGGAAAAACUCUCGACAGCACUGCCCUUAGGUUUGCCAACAGGUUUAUCACAUUCAUCCCCUGAAAUGGAAAGUUAUUUCUUCUAGAGACACGUACCCGCUUCGUUUUUUCAGAAUUUACCGGCUUAUGUUUCAGGUUAUACACGAGGCCACAACUAAUCUGAGCCUUGCUGAAGGAUUUCAUUACUCUGCAGACAUUUGGCACUUUAGUUGGCUAGAAUUUAACGACGGGAAGAUAUCAUGCAUAUCUAAUCAAAAGCUAUUUUUCCAACUUUCCACAUAGCCUAUAAAGGUACUGUGAGGUUUGCAAAUGGCAGCGAACUUACCGUCUGGAAGGAAAAAGUUGAUUUUCAAAGGGAGGAGUGCAGAAAGUAGAGCAGAAAAGCUGGCUCCAGGGUAUCUACAGGCCCCCAAAAAAGUCUUAAAAGGCAUGGAAUUUAGUUUUCCCAUGAAGAGCCUUUGAAGGUAUUAUUAAGUGUUAGAUUUAAUUAAAGAAAAGGGGUUUCAGUCAACAGUAUCAAAGUAGGACCUGUAGCAAGCUCUGUCAGCACUGUUAGUUACCCCGAGUACACAAGAACAUCACAGUGUGAGAACAGGAAAACAUCCGUUUUUAGGGAAAAUGGAACAGACUGAUUCGUUUCAUUAGUUAAUGUAGCUGCUUUUACUGUUACCGAUCAGAGUCAAGGCUGGAUGCACUAAUUAUGCAUGUCUGUAUUGUGCUGUAUAGAAAUAAAAUCCACUGAAAAGCUGUGGAGAAACUGGACUGAAUAAGGUUGAAGUUAUAUCUGUCUGUAUUUUCAGCCUAUUACUCAACUCACUCUCCGGUCUAUACACUCCCGACUGGAGAUUGUCCCUGACCACUAACUGACCUUUUUUUCUGGCCUCUUAAAGAACAGAAAAAAAUCAACAUUUUCAUCUCCAGCACAGCGGAUAUUGUCGGAAUAGAGCAGAUGAGGUGACCUAUGAGUAAAACGGCUUCAUCAGAAUGGAAAUGACGCCCAGGGCACACUGCCUUUCAGCUGCUGUCAGUCUGUUAGGCAGGAAAUGCUUCCUGCCCUUUCCUCACGAUGAAUCCAUUUAACUGUGAGAGUAACUUUGACAGAAGUUGUGUAAGUCGCUUCAGCUAACUAGCAGAAAAUCUCAAAUUCGCUCUGUUAUUUAGAAAGUAGGAUAGAUUGCAUUUAAUGGGGGAUGAAUGUGAUUUAUUUAGUAUUUUGUGCACGCUCCUUCACAUUCCUAAAGCUGUGGUAUGAUUUCCUGCUCUUGAGAGAGAGACAGAGAGGAAGCGAGUGUAGCAGGGUGACAGAUGGGGCGUUUAAAGAAGUUAGAUGUGGUACAAAUGCCAGGCAGGCAGAGAAUAAAGCAAAAAACAAAGAUCCAGAAUGUCAGACAGGACAUGGCUUCCCUCUUAUCGACUCAAAUCCACGGUGUUUUCAUGUAUUUGAAAUAGCAGAGUGUUCACCUGAACUCCAGCUGCUGUCCUCAUCCCGGGUGUGUGUGUGUUUGUUUUUCCCCUGUAGUGGAAAAUGAGAGUCACUGCGACUUUGUGAAGCUGAGAGAGAUGCUGAUCAGGGUAAACAUGGAGGAUCUGAGAGAGCAGACCCACGCCCGCCACUACGAGCUGUACCGACGCUGUAAGCUGGAAGAAAUGGGCUUCAAGGAUACGGAUCCAGACAGCCAGCCAUUCAGGUACGCAGAGAGAGCGAGUUUAAGGAGAGUCAAAACGUAACCGUCAACAAUCACUUAUGGAUGAUUAUGUGUCGUCUUUGUCGUGUCUUUGUUUUCCUCCAGUCUCCAGGAAACGUACGAGGCCAAACGAAAAGAGUUCUUGGGGGACCUGCAGCGUAAAGAAGAGGAGAUGCGACAGAUGUUUGUGAACAAAGUCAAAGAGACGGAAGCAGAGCUGAAAGAAAAGGAGAGGGAGGUUAGUCCGAAAAUAUGGUCAUAGAUGGAAAAACACUGACCAGCUUGUUUGCCGUCUUUGUCGAUGCACUGGAAAUGCCAUCUUGGUGAGCCUAGGGCUGGGCGAUAUAGCCUCAAAUUGAUAUCACAAUAUAUUGAGCAGUUCACCUCGAUAACGGUAAAUCUAGAUAACAACCCCACAAGCUGCCCACCCCCUCCCACAUUAACUUCGUCUACUUCAGCCGCCGCUACAACUUUUGACCCGUCCUCCAUCUCCUCACCUGUCUUUCCCUCUUUGUUACAGACUGGAUGGGGUGGAGUCAUGUCUCUGACAGCGUCUUAAAGGUACAUGGGACCAUAGCCAACCUACACACAUCAAAAACCGACUUUUAUUUAUUUAUUUAUUUGACACCGAGUAUACUGAUACGGGAAAAAUGACGUCAGUUAUUGUUGUAAAUUUCGUUCUCGGUAAAUUUUUGGUUUAUCGCCCAGCCCUAUAUCUGAAACGCUUUGAUAGUUAGGUAUUGUGAAAAUCUUGCCGUAUAUUAAAUCCCAAAAUGAAAAACACUAAUUUGAUUUUCCCUGACCAGAAACAACUUUUUUUCCAACACUUUUUUAGUCGAAAACAAUAGUUCAAAAAUCUGAAACCAGCAGAUGUUUGAAAAAUUCGUGAAAUAACAACAAUAGAUCUGUCGUGGUUACAGCUCCAAGAUUCUGUUAAAACAUUUCCUUCGCCUGUUUCACAAUUAAGAGAUACUGGAGAAUUUCAAUAGCCGAAUAUACUGACGUGGGCAAAAUGAUGGUUUUUGUUGUAAAAUUUCAGUAUCGGUAAAUUUUUGGUUUAUUGCCCAGCCCUACUACCAGAUAACUACAAUCUAAUGUGAUCUGUGAUGCGAUGUAUUAUGACAAAAAAACGACUAAAAACUUUUAAAGAAAUUGAUAAAUCACAGAUUUAAAGGCUGUUUUCAUGCUCUAAUAUUUCACUCUGUCGUCCUCCGUCCCAUCUGUUCAUCGCUUCUCCUCUCCUCCUCCCCUCAUAGCUGCACGACAAGUUUGAGCAGCUGAAGCGGAUGCACCAGGAGGAGAAGAGGAAGGUGGAGGAGAAGCGGAGAGACCUAGAGGAGGAGAUGAACGCCUUCAACAGGAAGAAGGUGGCGGCAGAGACGCUCUCCUUAUCUCAGCCCCUUAAGAAAGACAAGGACAAGAAAAAGUAAGCCGCUCAUUCUCCUCUCUAUCACUCACUCCACUUCUUCUUUCUAUAGCUGAAAAAACUACAUUUCCAGAGCCUGCUGCUUUCUUAACUAAUCCUGUUGUCUUUUCAUUGGGUGCCUUAAAUCCUGAAUGAUUUCCUUUUUUGGUAAACCAGCCUUUCCUGCGUGUCAUCCCUUUUUCUUUGGACUCUUAAAAAUCUUUUAACCGGAGACUCCGCUCACUUCUGUGGCAAAGUGUCAAAUCAGUGAGCCUGAAACUGAAUGUGUUAGUCCACAAAAUCCACUAUUAUCAGCGCCUGGCACGCGCUGAGGAAACUUACACCCUUUUUUUGUCCUGACCGAGCUUAAUAUUUCCUGUCCUUUCACUCUUUCCUUUUUGCCGCGCUCUAAUUAUUCAGGAUAUUCACAGAGAAGCAUUCGCCAGUACGACUGAACACAGCUUAUAAAUAGGCGAUAGAGACUAGAGCUCAUUCGUUCGGGGUUCAUCCACUCAUAAACCACUCAUAACAACAAGAUGGGCUAUUUAAGUGUCAGGCUCUUCCUUUAUAUUUCUGUAUCUGUUUGAUUUGUUUUGUCCAAACUCUGCGUUUAAUGAGCAGCAAUAGAUUUAAAAAUGAAGUUUAAACCACUUCUUCUGAUAAGACCCGUCCAUACUCUUUAAUCUUGAUCCGUUUCUCCUAGUUUAACCCCGUAUUUCCUCUUAAUCCCAAAUAAACACACUGAGUUAUUUUAAACAAUAUGAAAAGAAGAUGGUGUACGAGAACAGGAACUUUUUCAGGUUCAAACAGCAUAUGCACGACUUAAAUCCGUCUUAACGCAAGUUUAAUCAUGAGUGAGGAUAACCAGAGGGGUUCGAAAUAAUCUAAAACUCAGAAUAAAGCUGUGAGCGACGCCCUGCAGUAACAUGAACUGAUCUGAACCAUAAACUGGUGUCCUCAUACUAGAGGUUUAAAGUCUGUGGAUUCAUUGAAAGUCAAGCGGCUCCCCCUUGUGGCUGCUACCAGAGUCUGCGCUCAGUGCCGCCUGAGGAAACUGAACUUCCAUUUUGUGGUUUUUGUGAAGACAUUUCCACACGUCCUCAGUUUGCUUUUCAUCCACUAACUCACUAAAUCGACUCAUAAUCUUACUAACCACAGAUUUCCCCCGGCUGACGUUUAAAUCCACCAUGUUGACUGUCGUUUUUUAACUCACUAACACAAACGCAUCUUUGAUUGUCUGCUAAACUUUCUCUUUUCUCAUUCAUUAUUUCCAUGCGGUGUUUUUUUUAAAUUCAUUUUGUUUAUUGUUUGUCGUUGUUUUUCAGUUAAUUUAUGGGCGCUGUAAACCCUCCCACACACGACCAUGGAUUUAUCCUCCAUCACCAUAGACCCCCCGACAACACCUGUUUUUUUUUGUUUUCUUUGUUUUGUUUUCGUUGUUUUUGACAUUCCAUCUUGACAUUGUGCACAUGGACCAAAGACACUGAGGAUGAUGAUGAUGAUGAUGAAGCCACAGGGGGAGUGAAGGGUGACAGAUGGUGAGACGACAUAAAAAGGAAACUAAAGAUAAAUCAUUUGCCAACAGUGGCCAUCUCAUUUAUUCAGGAUCUUUUAUUCUAUGUUCUGUUUUUUUUGGACACUUUUUUUAUAUAUAUGCAAUUUUUGCUUUAUUAUGUUGUGAUUGACAGAUUUUUUUGUUGUUCUUUUUGUGUUUUUCCAUCAGUUAUUUACACAAAAACGAGAGGUUAAACCCUAAAGAGCUCCGGGUGACACAGCAGGCGAGUCUUUUAAACAGUUCGACGUACGUUUAGACAUCAAGAGUUUGUUCGAUUACCCAUUUUACAACGCUGAGCAGUUUAAAAGUCGCCUGUCUGUUAACCUUUUUGUCGUUAGAUUUAGUAACUCCUUAUCAAAUGAGCCCAAAAGAUGCAAAUAAAUAGCGUAGUGUCGAGCAAUAAAACUGAGUACCUGUAUAGUGUGUAAACAAGUGCAUAUACAUUGGUACUGACAACCUCAAACUUACUCUUAAGUCUUAAUAAAAACUUAUGCAAUAUUUUGGUGCUGUUUUGUAUUAACUCAGUAAAAUGUAUGUGAAUAUUUUCAAGAGCUUACUCAGCAUAAUAUGCACAAUGUACUUGUUAUUUUCAACAUGAUGUUAUUGUAAAGAAGCACAUAUGGCGGUGAUGUUGUAAACUUUGAUUUAUUGUGAUGUGAGAGUGGGCACAUACACAAACAUGAAGCCAGUACACACUCACACCAGACAUGGAGAGUGUUCAAGCCUCGGCUCGCAGAGAUGAAGAAGAGCAGCAGCAGCUGUAUUUACUGUCAGUCAGUGUGGAAAUAAAUGCAACACCCCCAUACUGACUUUGAUGUGUCUCUCUCUGCAAUGAUCUGUAUGAGGAUAUUUAUCCUGGAAGGAGAUGAAGGUAAAACACAGGCAGGUGAAGACUCUUAUUUUGUCUCAUACACACACACAAAAAGAGACAACUCGCAGAUGCAGCCGGCCUUGAAUGUAACCUAAACAGCUGUCAGCUUGAGAUUCACCGUUUCCUGUUCAGAGCAGAAGAGCUGAGAGAUGUUUGCUCAGUCCGCGGCCUGCUUUCACCACUUUGCUGCUGACCUCAGCUCUGUGUGUGUGUGUGUGCCGCUGAGAUUGGAGGAAAAUAUGUGAAGUUUCAUUGACCUUGAAUGUCUGUGCAGGAUUCGUGAGUAUGCGUUAAAGUGCUGUUGCAGUCAGGCUUCACCUUAUUUCAAAAAACCAGUGACCGCUUUCUCACUACAUCUCUACUUGGACUAUUUUUGCAUGGUGACAGGGUGAUUGUACAACAUUUUAUACAUUUAAAAACACAACCAGGAUUAUUGUGAAGUUUUUAUAUUCUGACAUGGUUUAAAGGGAUAUUCCAGCAUAAAAUUAAGUUAUGGUCAAACACACGUAACAUAGAGUUAGAAACCUCCCUGAGAGAUGAAUGUUGCCGACUGCUUGCUUCUGUAGUUAUACCAACUUUAGUAACGACCACGCAAUAGCAAUACACAGCGGUCUACCACUCCACGUACAAACCUCAACCAAAACGCCACUCUAUAGUCACAAAUAAUGCUCAGAACAGCACCUAACUUCAUCAACAGUACAUAUAGGGUCCUAGCCAGAGUACUAGCCACCAAACAUCUUUUUAACUUUGCCUGAUUUCUUUAGCAAAGAGACCAAACACAACUCACCCACUCUCCUCCAGCAGCCGCUUGUUUUUGGGGGAGUAAUCACUGAGUGCUGCGGAGUUUCCCAGUUCAAGGAAGAGCAUUUAUGAUUUUUACUUCAUGGAAAUGCAAUCAGACAGUGGAGACGUAGGCCGCUGCGUAUUGCUAGAAGAAAUACAGCAAGCGGUCGGCAACAUUAAUAUCUUGAGGGGGUGUCUAACUCGAUGUUACAGUGUGUUUGACCCUAACUUAAUAUUACGCCAGAAUAUCCCUUAAACACGUGUCAAGUCCAGCUUUUUUAGUGUGUACGUAGAAUAUCUUAAGGAAUAAAGAAAAAAUGUUUCUCUUCAGCUCCCUGGUGCAAAAAAUACAAUAGAUGGAAGUGUAUAUAUAAAUAUAUGUACAUGUGUACAUGCAUGAACUAACUUAAUAUGAAACCUAUUUGAAAUUGGACAAAUUAUUUCUGUUGAUAUGUCAGUAUAAAAAACUAAUAUUUAUAUUUUACAUCUUCUAAGAAUGUAUGGAUAUGAUAGCAGUGUAUUUAUCAGAGAUAUGACAUAAAUGGCAGCAUCCCUCUGGAUAUAUGGACAUAUAAAAUUAUAAAAUUGUUAAUUCUUUUAUUAGAUUUGUAUUUUGCCAAAGAGUAGGUUAUUUUAUCUUCUGCUUAUUCACUUCAGUGUUUCCCCUAGAAUAUUUUUCUUAGCAGACAGAAGACAUUUUGACAAUUUGACAUUUUCGCUGUUAGCCCCACUCUCUUGCCGCCCAAGGAGCUACGCUGUUACGUUAACGUUCACGUUACGUUACCUGCGCUACUCGCUAUAUAGACCUUGAACGUUACCUUUCACAUUAAUACGGCAGAGGGUCCGGUAGGAUUUGAUGCGCACGUUGAUGACUCAAAACAAGUCGAAAAUAACAUUGUGUGUGUUGUUGCGCUCACACAGUGCACGUAAAAAUCAUUAGUGGCGCAUUGAUACUAGCGGCGCAGGUAAUGUAGGGGAAACACGGCACUUGAAAUUGGGAGGAAGGCUUACCGCCAGAAAAUGACGGUAAAUACCCGUCACAAUUUCCUUGACUCUUUGUUAUUUCUGUUUGAUUUUAAAAAUCAAUAAGGGUUUUUUUUUUUAGUUUUUUUGAGUUCUUGAAUUGAUUUGUCUUCCUCAUGCCAUUCUCAUUUUUGACUAAUUGAAACAGAGGAAGUCUGCGUCGUGUUGAGAUUUGCUCAUCGUGGUUUUUCUGUGUACUGGGAAGGUUCCAGCAGCACUAUUAUUAUUCUGUCCACCACCUGCAGGGCUCACUGGAUCUGGUCCAGCAGUACAAUCUGUUCAAAGCUCCUUGUUCCCCCCACCGUCCUUCAGUGCACCACCAAAAACUAUACUUCCAUUGUUGAUAUAUGACAAAUUACAAUAUUGUUAACAUCAAAAACUUAACUAAUUAGUUCACAGCUAGACUAGUUAUAUUUGGGCCAAAUCUCACAUUAAGGUAAGUCCAAACUUUUAAUUCAUGGGGCCCAAUCUGGAUAAUGUUCACCCAUAACACUACUAAUUAGUGUUGUUGUUUUUUUUCUUAGUGUGGUAGUUUUGAGGAAAAGGCUGAGUUUUCAAAAUAAUACAGUGACAAAUUCAAAGCGUUGAUAUGCACUCAUACACUCUAAAAAAUUUCCUCUAGAUUUUGUCUCUUAAAAUUACUCCAAUUUAAAUUUUCGGCAGUGUCUGGAUCAUAAAUUCAAGACAUGUUUUUAAACAUGUUUCAGAAUCAAGGAUAUUGUAUGAACUUUUUUUGUCAUAACCUGCUGGUGCGUACAUUACCCAUAAUGCAACAUAAUCCUAAAAGAUUAGUCUCAUGCUGUGUUCAAGUUACCUUGGAAGUCAAACGUUCGAGCUGAAAAUGACGUCGCACCCAAGUUACCAGCGUUUCAUCUCCAUCUCUGAAAGUUAUUUUAGCGCUUACCCUGCCCGAAUAUAAGGCAAGCGCUAAAAUAACUUCUGUAGAUGUAGCCAUUUUGUUUCAGGCCUCCGAUUAUACUUUUUCCAACUCGGUAACUGAAACGCUGGGAACUCGGGUGUGACGGCAUUUUCAGCUCCGACAUCUGACUUCCGAGUUAACUCGAACACAGCAUCAGAUUCCACCUUCCUCUCAUUCACUUUCCCCCACUGUCAUCUGACUGACAUAGUUACAUCCUAAACAUAAAGUUCACGGUUUGAACCCUCAGUUACCAAGCUCAUACUACUAAAACCUGCUUCUUUAUGGUGGAAACCAUCUAAUUUAAAGGAUUGAAUACUGUGCUCAAACUUCACCACAGUCUGAUAAACAUAAUUGGUAAAAUUUGACCAAAUAUGGGUCAGUAUAGCACAGAGAUGACACAGGGUUACCCUGACACCAGCGCCAAUGGGACACUUUGACCCGGCAUGAGUGUCAUGUUGUUCAGAUAUCUCCUUUGCCAUUCCUUUUGUUGCUGUCUAGACUUUCUAGUUACUGUAUCUGAAGGUUGAGAGGAAAACCUUUAGUUGCAAUUUAUUUAUCAACUUGCUGGCCUUGCUGAUUUACACCCAGUGGUUUUUUAAUAAUAAAGGGCUGCUAAAAGUUGCCCACAGAUUAAGUGAUUGUGCAGAUUCGUCCUCUGAUAUGUUUAAAACAACGCCCUCUGCAAAGAGAAACACACUUGGACUUUUAAAGUCAUAGCUUUAUUUCUGUGGUUGACCAGAAGAUAAGAUAUAGCUGCCUCAGUAAAUAAAGGGAUACAAAGAAGAAAGCUCAGUAUCAGGUAUGGGUGUAACAUCCAUCUUAACGGUAUAAAAUGAAGCAGACUUUACAGUACAAAAAAAAAAAGCAGAAACCUGUUCACAUUGAAGAUUUCUAAAUGGUCAACUUCAGCAGCCUUUAAGUUACAGGAUGAGAAUAAAAGUCUGUUUACUGCAUAUAAGCUUCAACUGCUCAGACAGAAUCAGUAUUUUGGCAAUUUACAUCAACAUGAUUAUGAAACUGACUCUAGCAGGUGGGAUUUUCAAAAUAAAAGGCUACAUUUGUCCUAAUUCAUAAAGACUAACAGUCAUAUUACAGUAUUUAGGGUUAGCUGUUGGUGCUUUCAUACUGGAAAUAUAUUAAAAUAAAAAAAGAAGUCCCAAAAAAAGUCAAAUAACAGUUUUUUUGUCAUUCUCUAGUGUUGGACUCAUCUCCCAAAGGUGCCCUUGUUUGUUAUGUAACAACAGUCGUGUGAAGCAUAACUAACAAAGCCUCGAAUGUUAAAAAGAUAAAGAAAAUUAAAGCUUUUUUUUGUAUUAUUGGCUUUUUAAAAUAACUGGUAAUUAAACCACACAAAAUAAAAGUUUAGUACAAGUAAGUGAAGAGAUUAAAAUAAUACAAAAUAAGUUGUGAAAAUAUAUAAUUAUUUGCAUAAAAAAAGCUCGUCUUAAUCUCAAAGUGCUAUGUGGCUCUGUGGAGGAACCUGCGCACCAAGAAACCUCUCAACGGACAAAAUCAGGGUCGACUCUCAAACGUACAAAAAAAGCCCGUCUAUAGGCUACAAACGCACUCGUAAAAAAUACAAACAACCGCCUCACCUUUCACCUGCAACUCGUAGAAAUAAAAAAUAUACGGAGCAGUUUUAGGAACAGGUAGGUUAAAAAAAAUCUAAACAAACAUGGCGUUAAUAAAAGUAAAUGGACCAUUAAUAAUUGUGCAUCAGACUCAUCAGCCAGGUAUUUUCUCCCAAACAUGAAGACGUCUCGGGGUUUUUCUUGCUGAUCUAUUUGCAAAAAAAAAAAAAAAAAACAAGAGCUACAUCUAAAACCAGCUUUUUGAUCAAGGCAGUGAUUUGGGAACCUGCGUCAUAACAGUCUCACUGUGAAAUGGAAGCACUGCACUUUACAAGGUGGGCUGUGCUGAUAAAUGUAGGACUAGUUGACAGCGGGGUGCAGCGGCGGGCACGGUGAGACGUCUUUCUGCUUGGAAUCGAAUGAAACCUUGACGCCGUCUUCCCCCUCCGCUGGAUUUACCUCCUCUUUAUACAAGCACCGAAAACCGUCGUAAUACUCGUCCAGGUCCCCCGGAUCCUGCUUAUGGCGCUGCGUCGGACCCCGGGCUUGCCCCUCAUCCUGGAUUAGGGCGCUGUCGAAGAUGUAGACGGCAUUGGCCGGCAGUGAGAACUCCAGGCUGUGUAGGUACUCGUCCACCAUUUCUUUGCAGUGGAUGAACUCGCUACUGUCGACCUGGGAGAGUAUCAGACAUCAGAUCGGAUUAAUGCGACAUACAUGACACAUUUUCAGACUACGUUUACACGUGCCUGGCUAUUUUCAUAAACGGACAUUUCACCCUCUCCGUUUACACAAAAAAAAAAAAAACUGCGUGCACACCACAUCGUUUUCAGGAAGUUUUCGUUUAAACUAACACGUGUAUCUUUACCAUCAAGAGCAUGCCGAACCUGUAGGUGGCAGUGUAGCGAGAAGCCCAAGCCCACAUUGGUCAAUCAGAUUCCCGCAUAGCAACAACGACGACAACGUCCCUUCCUCCUUUCCUGCGAACAAUCUGCCGUUGGCUACCCAUUCCUGUUUUUCUCCGUUUACAUGCAAAUGUUCAGAGUUUUCCAAAAUCUCCACGUUGGCCAGAGUUUUUAAAAAGCAUAGUUUUCAGGGGCGAAUUUUCUGUUUGCGUCUAAACGAAGGGUGCAAACGACGGUUAAUGUAAAUGGGGCCUUAAGCUUCAACCCAAGGAUAUGAAAGUCAGCAUUGUAACAUAAUGACAGUCGCAAUUUUCAAAGCUGUCCUAGAGCCUCAAUCGAGUCAAGGUAGUUUAUUUGCAAAAUGCUAAAAAGACAAACCUGAUCUCAGAGAGAAAUUCAGCUUUUAAACAACCUCUGUAUUAGGGCUGGCUCAAUAUGAUGUAUUGAGCAGUUCACCUCGACAACAAUAAAUGGACGAUACCUACUCUACAAGCUGCUCAGCCCCUCCCACAUUAACUUAGUCCACUUCAACCGCCGCUCCAACUUUUGAACCGUCCUCCAUCUUCUCACCUGUCUUUCCCUCUUUGUUACGUCUUUAACGAAAAUGAGACCAUAGCCUACCUACACACAUCCAAAAACAACUUUUAUUCAUUAUUUUGACACCAAAUAUACCAAUAUGGGCAAAAUGACGUUGGUUAUUGCCAUAAAUUUCUGUAUCAGUAUAUUUUUGGUUUAUCGCCCAGUCCUACUCUGUAUUUUGGAUCUUAACUUGAAGUUCUGGGAGUAGAGGAUGUAAAACAGAUUGGAAUGGCAGCAAGGGUGAAUCUUCAACAGUAUACAAAAUGCGAACUUUUACCUUAAAUGUAGACGACUUGUGACAAUUACAUUGCAAUCAUUUCAAAUCAUUUCACAGAUAUCAAGCUGAGUCCACCUCUUGGAGAAUAUCCAAAACCCUUUUAAUCAUUUAGUCCUUUGAAUGUGUGAGACUAGUCCUUUGAGUGUGGCCCAGAUUUGAGGUAAUUUCCCUUUUAAGCUGCAUUUCUUUUUGGCUAGAUUAUCAAAACAUACAACACAUGAUCUCAAUGUUGGAUCUGAAGCCAGCGAAUGAUUCAACGGCGGCUUUGUUGCCAUUUUUCGGCAGUGAGGAGCAGCAUUUGUUUGCCAAAGUGUGCCUUUCAAUGCCGUGCCUUAAUCCAAAUUGUCCUCAAAUUCGAGACAAGAAGCCAAAUCAGUAGGUGAUACCGUAAAUCUGUCAUGCUAGCUCUGAUUUGAGAGCCUGUGCAUUUCUCUUACUUGUGCUUUCUUCAGCAGAUCGGUGAGGACAGAGAACCAGUCAGGUGUUAGCGCCUCCAGUUCCAAAGUGAUGAUGGCCAAAGCCAACGUGGAGCCCUUGAACUGCCAAAGUUGGUGGCAAGCCAUACAAUGCUGCACCUGCCUGGUCCACAGCGCUGCCUGGAAGCCGGGCGGCACCUUCUGAUGCCUCAGCCUGGCGGGGAGCAAAGCGGGGUCUGUUGUCGAGUCCCGACUGAUGCUGGAGCAGAACCCGAUGGAUGGUACGAGGUGAGGGUGGCCGGAGAUGAGAAGGGCGUGGAACUGGACCAGAGAUGAGACGAGAAAGAAGAGGAACAAGACCAAAUGUUAGCAUAAUGAUGUCAUUUUUCCUCAUUAGCCAUCCCUCCAUUAACCCGUUUACCUCGACUACCUUUUUUUUUUUCAACAACACAUAGGCCAGUCCAUUUCUAACUUUUCAACCUAACCUCCAUUAUAAUGCACAAGGUGACGAUUUAGUCACUUUACAGUCUGAGUUUCUGCUCCGCCGUGGUUUUCUUGUUUGCAUUAAAAGGCCGCUGCUGAAUUCCACGCUCGCAGCUCUGUGCAGACGGACACUUUGAGCGGCAGGCGGAGGAUCUCACCACCAGGUUUUAUCAAUGAAGACCCGACCAUUUGCCUGAGGAAUUAUAGUAAUCUUGUUCGUAUUGUAUGGUACGUGCAGUGCUUUUCUGUGUUCCUGUUUACUGUUAAUCACAACCUGAGCGAGGAUUGAUGUUAAAAAAGGACUUUUAGUUUGUUUGUUUUGUUUUUUUAACUUGUGUCACACAGACAAGUGACAGACUAGCUAAGUAGCUAAUCUGUCACUUGCCUAGGCUAGCUACUAAUGCCGCAUUUGAGUUACCUCGGAAGUCAGAAGUCCGAGCUUAAAAUAACGUCACAUUCGAGUUACCAAGUCAGAAAAAAGCAAAAUCGGAGGCCUGAAACAAGAUGGCUACAUCUACGAAAGUUACUUUAGCACUUGCCUUAUAUUCAGACAAGGCAAGCGCUAAAAUAACUUUUGUAGAUGUAGUUGUUUCCUCCUCCAAUUUUGCUUUUUUCUGACUUGGUAACUGAAACGCUGGUGACUCGGGUGUGACGUCAUUUUCAGCUCCGACAUCUGACUUCCGAGGUAACUCGAACGCAGCAUAAGCUAGCCCGACACUUGUCUGUGUGGAACCAUGGCUCGUACUUCUAAAUAUCGUAACUUUUGUCAUGUUUGUUACACCCAAACUCCUUUUUGUAUUUUUUUUAUAUAUAAUUUGCUUUCUUUUGUCUUCAUCGCUGUAGCAAAAAUAAGCCAUUCAUUAUUUGAAGGAAAGUAGAUAAUGUGUUGAAAAAGAGAAAUCCCUGAAAUAGCUAAAACCUUUCCCGAGUCUCCCCCAUCAUCGCGUUCAUUUUCAUCCUUGACUCCAUUUGGGAAUCCAGGGUAAUGUAGCAAACAAACAAAAGGACGUUUCAAAAUUAUGAUUCAACCGUGCUGACAGUGACGGUCAAAGAUUGGAGCAUCACAUCACCAAUUCCACCAUUCAAGAGUUUUUACUCACGUGUCGAGACUUACUGUCAGGUAAAGACGAGGCAUAUAUGUAAUAUAUGUUCUAUUUAAAAAUAUCAUAGUGUCAUGGUGUAGAGUCUGUGACAUUAUAAUCAGAUUAUAUUGGUUGCUGUUUUCUAGACAAUGGUGAACAAACUCUUCAGGAAUGGAAAUCCAGAGGAUUUUUUUUAGGGCUGGGGGAAUGUAUUGUGAGAUAACUUAAAAGAAUAGCUAGAAAGUAUUUAUUUGAAUAGUAUAAAAAAGAGAAAAGUCUUUAUUUUAUUAUAGUUUUUAUUAACACACUAUGACUCUUUAUUUUAAAAGUCUUGGAUUUUUGUAACACGACUACAACUAAUUCACACACUGUAAACACAAACGCACUAACGCCAGUCAGAUCCACUUGCCAUAGCAGUGGGGGAAACUGCCACUUUUGAUUUUUGCAGACGACACUCGAAUCAGUCCAAAAUGUGCCAAGCAGUUUUGAUUUUGUGACAGUUUAUGGAUUGUGGCUUCAGUACUUUCAAUAUCACAUAUAAUCAAACGCUGGUAUUAAUUUGUUGAGGGAAUGUAAGCUGUCCUUUUAGUCCGUGAUGUGAUUAGGGACUCACAGAAUGCAUGACAAGACUUCACUAUUAAAAAAACACUGAUGAGUUUAUUUUACAGGAUGCACAUGAGGGUUUUGGUAUCCCCAAAUACUGAAUAAGUGGUCUCAGUGGAAGUCCUUGUGAUAGUAUGGAUCAAUAUAAUGUGUCAGCUGUCUAUUAAGAAAACUAAGGGCUGUAUUCAUAAAGGCUCCACCUGCUGGCCCGUGUCCUGAUUUGCCUCUUAUCUCACAGAUUCAGAUUUUUUAAGCACUUUUUGUGGCAUUACAGGAAAACGGGUGAACAGCUAUCCCUUCAUUAUCACUCCUGAAUGCUUUCACAUUAUGCAUUAAAGCUCCUGUGAGUUACUUUCUGUUUGUCUCAACGUUGGCGCCCCCUGUGGACAAAUAUGACAUAGCAGGAGGACGGGCAAAUUUGACAUACAAAUCUAUUUUUCAGUGUCUUUACAUGCACAGUUUAAUCAGACUAAGCUCAUAAUUCUCUUUUUUGUUGAAUCUCUCCUUGUCUGCAUAUACGUGCAGCUACGGAAAUCGAAUUAUUUGAGCAAGUAGAUUGAGCAUCGUACAGCGUUGUCUUUGUCAUACAUGAUGUACGCGCUACUUUUUCUGCAGAUGAGGUGCACGCCACUCCUCUUCUCUGGGGUCUUUGUUCCGGCUUUACAGGGACGUGGCGCAUGCACAAAUGCGCUGUCCUGUCAUACUCCGACUACGCUGGUUACAUGGUAGAGAAAAUCGAAUUCCAAUCGCAUUAUCUGGGUGUCCUAAUCAGAGUUCUCCGACUACAACUGGAGCUCUCAAACUCUAAAUAUAGUCAGACUAAGGUGUUUACAUGCACUUCAGUUUUCCGGUCUUAAUCAAAGUAAGGCAAUAAUUCGGUUUUCUCGAGUGUCAUGUAAACGUACUGACCUAUGAGUAAUUGAUGCAGAAAUGGUAAAAAUAGAGCUGUUUCUCCAGCUGCUUGGCUAACACCUACCUACUCACGACAUUUUCAGGCAUUAAAAAUAACUUUAUACGAAUUUCUGAUCCUCUUGUUUGCUUUUGGAUAUCAUAAAAAUGCAUCAACGUGAAUUUCCGUCUAUUUAAUAAACAUUACAAAAUUCCUCCAAGGAGCUUUAAGUGCUAUAUGCUAGCUAGCUACCUGCUAACCAGUUCUUUUUGAGGCCCAGUCAUGUCCAUCCAAAUUAUUUCCUUGUUGAUAUACUUUAUCGCCAAGAGCUUUAUGAGUACAGCCCUUGUCCCAACAGCAUGAGGGACCUGAUGUGUUGAUGAUGUUUCGUAUGUGUGCGUGUUUGUUGACAGUUCACUGAGUGGUUAAGGCUUUAGGCAAUGAUUUGUGAGGGUUUAACAAUGAACCACUGCAAAUAGGUUCGACCUUUGAAACGAUAUUGUGCCAUAAACUAAGAAACACAGCAAACGACAAUAGAAAAAAAAACAGCUGCAACAAUUCACAGCAUGACACAGAUACGCCAACAACCCCAAAUUGUUAAGGUUUCUGGAGGGUUCGAGUGUGAAGUGAAGAGCAGCAGGUUAGAGUUAGUCAGAAGUGCCUUGGCUUGAUAUGCAACAUGUCCGUUAUUUUGUUGGCAGCUUGCAAAUUCAGUCUCACACUGUCUGAGAGAUUGCUAAGCACCAUUCAGACCUCUUGCUGGUAUAUACUUUGAUUUCUUUUUGUCCAAAUAUGCACAAUUCUAGUUGAAAGUUUGUCCAAAUUAAGGUAUACAUGCCAAUUCCGCACUGAUGACUGAAACCAAUUGAAACAGACCAUCAUUUAGCAUUUAAAAGCAGUGCCAAAGCAGUUAUUUUCAGGUUAGCAUGAUGAGAUAAAUUGAAAACCCAACUGAACCUAAUCGGAGAAUUUGAUUUGUUGUUUUUUUUUGUUUACUUUUGGAGUAGUGGCAAGAUUUCACUGUUCCUGCUUUGCAACAGGGAUUAUUUUUAAAGGAGAGAGGACACACUGUAAGCCGGAAUAAAUGGAGAAAAUAAAAACAGAAAGGGCACAAUGAGUCAAAUUUGAUAGAUGCACAAUUUCUACCAGGACCAAGUCUUUACUGUGGGGCAAGAGGGUUGUAAAGGUUUAUCUUCAGGCAAACUUGAUGCAAGCAUGAUAGUUUUUAUGUGUGCUUUUGUACUGCUGUGUCUUUAGGCAAGACCAGGACCUGAAUACACAGAGCAUGUCCAAGUCAAACCUGUUUACUUUGAGAUGCUCUGUAGACUGGUUUAGGUCCAGUAAAAACUAAAAAAAAGAUGAAAAAAAAAAGAAAUGUCAUGUUUGCUAUCUGCUAAACUCUGACUUACUAUGUGAAUGAAGUCGACUGGUGUUGCAGUGUACAAGUCCCAGUGCAGCUUGUCUAGAAUGAUCCUUUCCAUGCGAAGAAUCUCCGCUGUUGAAAAGUUGCAUCCGCUCUGCACAACCAGGUCUUUAACAGAGCCUAUUACCUGUUUGAACAGACACGAACAAAGAAAAGCAAAUAAACAUAUUGUUUUGAAAUAGCACUGAUUUGUUUGUUUUU
This is a messenger RNA of Xyrichtys novacula (pearly razorfish), 45399 nucleotides long. The record is from the annotation of a GenBank genome assembly. NCBI's taxonomy places the organism in Eukaryota, Metazoa, Chordata, Actinopteri, Labriformes, Labridae.